UGCGGCGGCCUCCAAUGGCGGCCACCGGAAGCUCGGCCCCCUUUUCCUCCCCUCCGCCCUGUCACUCUAGCCCGGCCGCCGCCGCCCCUCCCCAUCUCUAUGGGCCGCGGCGGGGGGGAAGGUUGCGAGCGGGGCGGCGGAGUCAACGAGGAGCCGGUUGCUGGCUGAGGCGAGAGAGGGCGGGAGGUUUCAGCAGGCCGCGGGGCUCUCCGCCUUCCCCCUUCCCUCCCUUCGCCCUCAUGUGAGCGGGGCCCCCGGCUUGCGAGGGCCCGGCGGGAGAGAAAGAGAGGAGCGGGGCGAUGAAGAAGGACGUGAGGAUCCUGCUGGUGGGAGAACGUGAGUUGAGGGGAGAGGGAAGGUCAAGGUUGUGAGGGGAGGGGGCGCGAGGGGGGAGGGGCGCAGGUCAACGGCCGCUCCCCCCCCCAUGGCCAGAUAAACGGGGAGGGGGAUGCUGGGGGGGAGGGGCGAAGGAGGGGGGAGUUUGGGGCGCACGUGGCUUUUUUAUUUUUCCAAAAAUUGUUUUUAGGGAAGAUUUUCUGUCUGUCUGGGCAAGGGAAAGGCUUACCUGGGCUCACUUAAAAGGGAGUCCAGGAAAACAGGCGCCUGGGACAAACAGGGAUAUGUGUGUGUGUGUUUGGGGUGUGUGGGAAUACCUAAAAGAGGGCGGGAGGUGGAUUGGAAAGAGCACGAAGGGGGGAGGCUGAAGAUGCAGAAAAAGAAAGUUUUGCAGGACUCGGGCAAGGACAGGAUGAGGAGAGGCUGGUCAAAUGGGCAGUGGGGGGUGGUGGGAAUGAUGGCUGAGGAACAGGGCAAAAAGUGGGUGGCACAUAAGGAACAUGGGCAUAGCUGGCGCCCCGCUAAAUCAAGUAAAUAAGUGAAUAAAAUACUUAACCAAAAGUAGGAAUCGUAGAAAGAUGUUGGCGGGUUUUUCUGAGUGCUUGGGGUCGGAAGAAAAUUUAAAGCAACUGCUGUUGAGACGUUUCAUUCCGAAUGUGCUAGACAGAGCCAGACAGAGGAGGAUGACAGGUGGGUGUCCUGCCCCCCCCCAACAUAAAUCCUGGAAGGAGAGGUAAAUAAAACAGUUGCUUUUCAGAAUAGGAAGUUAGGGAAUGAUUUUCUAACUUUUUUGGGGGGGGUUUCACUCUUUUUGGAAUUUCCAUGGCCUCAGCACAACUGCUUUGCACACAGAAGAUUGCAGGUUCAACUCCCAGUAUCUUCUGGUACUGCUGGGAGAGGCUCCUGCCUGAUGUAGACCAGGUGUGGAGAGCCUUUAGCCCUCCAGAUAUUGCUGAACUACAACUCCCAUCAUCCCUUGCCAUUUGCCAUUGUUGCUAGGGCUGAUGAGAGUUGUAGUUCAGCAACAUCCCCUCACCCACCUUCCUGCUCCUGACCUAGGUGGACCAAUGGCUUGAAUCUGUACAGGACAGCUUCCUAUGUUCCUAAGUGGUUGGGAAGGGAAGUAACCUUUUUACAAUCUGUUCUACUCGCUGGGGGGGGGGGGAGGAAAGACUAGUGUUUCAAUUUUUACUUUGGUGUGGUGGGGCAUUGUAUUUAUUUGUGUAUUCCAGCGCUUCUUCUGUCUUCAUAUUCUUGCUGUCAGACCAAGCACCUUCAGUCAGUAGUGUCUUGUGAGGAAGUCUGACAGCAGUAAUUCUUCCCAAUAUUCCUCACCAAGUUUCCUCUCCAAUAGGUCAGCUGUCUCACACUGGGAAAGAUUGCUAUAGAUAGUCUUUCAUUCGUUAUUUAAACUUAGCCUUAGCUCAGUCUGUGAUUUCUACCUGACACAUUACUGACUCAUGCUGAAUCAAAAUGCAGAUGGUUAUAAAGAUUGUUUGAAAGUGGCAAUCUGGAGAAUCCUUUCUGCUUAACAGCUGUCUUGAAAAUUUGUGAUUGAUUUACUUUUAAAGCAGUUCCACAAACGUAUGCAAAUAAAGUCGUGUUUCCUUGUGAUAAAAAAUACCGUAUUUUUCGCUCUAUAAGACGCACCAGACCACAAGACGCACCUAGUUUUUGGAGGAGGAAAACAAGAAAAAAAAUAUUCUGAAUCUCAGAAGUCAGAACAGCAAGAGGGAUCGCUGCGCAGUGAAAGCAGCAAUCCCUUUUGCUGUUCUGGCUUCUGGGAUAGCUGCACAGCCUGCAUUCGCUCCAUAAGACACACACACAUUUCCCAUUACUUUUUAGGAGGGAAAAAGUGAGUCUUAUAGAGCAAAAAAUACGGUACGUUAUCUGCAAAGAAUGUAUUCUUGUGAAGCUGUAUAAGAUAAACGGGCAGCCUAACCAGUCCGUAGGCUAAACAGCUACUACCUAAUGCAACUUUCCCUUAAUACAAGGGUUUCCUGACUAGUGUGCUAUUUUAAUUUGUUGCAUUUUGUGCUAAUUUGUGAAGGAUAUUGGGAAAGUAAAAAAUGGCACAACUAUAUAGGAUUUUGUCUACAAUCCUCUGCAUGUUUUCCAGGAAAUAAACAUGUCUGGUACUGUUCUUUAUAUUAAUGAGUCCAGGGUGUGGGUGGAUGUAUUGCCUUUGAUUGUGAAUUCAUUCCUGAAAUUUGAUUUGAGGGACUAAUAUCAGGCAGUAUUGCCUUCAAAUUGCAUUGUUAUUUGUACAAUUAUUCUUGAAUUGUAAAGUUUGGAGUGCUCCUUAGAGCUCUCCUACUGUGAUCAUGCAUGGGCUUUGUAGAUAUAUAAUGGCCUGCAGUAUACAUGCUCACUUUGAUGUUCUUCUGUGGAUUCCAAUUAUGCUAGAUUUCCAUAACACAUUAAGUUGUACCAUGGAAAAGUCAAAACUUGCACUUCUGCAAUAAGCAGGUAUAUCUUUUGAUAUGAUUUCCCCCUUUUGAAUAAUAUGUAUGACAUGCAGUACAUUCUACCUCUUUCCCCCAGCUCUCCGUAUGCCCACACCACAUUUAAAUAUAACUUGUUUUUAUCAUUUUUAAUGGCAACAAUCUGUACUCAUACUGAAGAUAACUGAGAUUCUGAGUUGUCUUACUGGAUAGUUGUUUGAAUGCAUAUUUACCCUAUUCUGCAGACUUAAGAUAAAAAUGUAAAUAUAGCUCAAAAUAAUCUUGCACUGCUUCUUGACCAGUAGAAGCAGAGAUGCAGAGCCCAGUCAGCUGAAGAUAGUUGGCGUUUUAAGAUUGUGAAAGGGCUGUGGGUGUGUUCCAGUUAUUAUUAUUAAACUAUAUGCUGCUUUAUGUAGAACAUGACGUUUACUUAAAAUGAGUUCUGGCAUCAUUGUACAGAUGUAAUGAGUCUAUGUGCUCACUUUUGGAUGCAGUCAAACCAGGCAUCACAUUAUUUUCUUACAGCUGCUCUUUGAUUUUUGCUUGAGGAUUAAAGUCUACCUUGCCAAAAAGUGUGUACUGUGUAUCUUGAGAAGGGCAUUACAAUACCCUUCCGUCUAGAAAACAGCCCCCCCCCCAAAUUUCUUUGCAGUUGUAGCCAGUUAAAAGUUUUGAACAAAUAAACUUGCCUUCAUAUAAAUGUACACGCAACCUUUCUCUAAGUGAGACUUCAAUGUAUGGUUUCACUUCAAAGAAUCUGCAGUGGGCGGGAGGCAGUGGCUCACAACCCUCCAGAACAGAUUUUAGGAUUGCAGUGCGGAAGGGAGGAAAGCGGGGUGAGCCAGAGUCUGUUCCACCCCCUAAAGGCACCAUUGGAUUCAAUCCCUGGUGUUUAUGGCAGACAGUUAUGGGAUAACUUUACUUAGUUUAAAGGCAACAGGAUUUUCAAAUGGAAAAGGAACUGAGAUUUACUGGUUGUGUGUGGUGUUAAGCCGAAUAAUUCUUUAUUUCACUAUUACUGUUUCCUGGAUAGAUAAGUUUUUAAUGUUUGUUGUUUUAUUAUGGUUUUAGAUUUGUUGGAAGCUGCCCAGAGUGGCUUGGGCAACCCAGUCAGAUGGGAGGGGUAAAAAUAAUAAAAUUAUGAUGAUUAUUACUGAAAUUGAGGUAUUCAGCUAUAUUACUAAUCCAGAUUUGCAGCGGGUUUUUUUUGCGUUGUGAUUGAAAUAAGUAGGAGUAUGUAUGAACUGUUAAAGAUGGGUAGUUUUUAAUGUUUGAUGUUUUAUUGUGUUCUUAAUAUUCUGUUGGGAGCCGCCCAGAGUGGCUGGGGAAACCCAGCCAGAUGGGUGGGGUAUAAGUAAUAAUAAUAAUAAUAAUUAUUAUUAUUAUUAUUACUACUACUAUUAUUUAUACAAAACUGACAUCAAGAGGAACUUGCUCAUCUCUUAGCUACUGUUUUCCCAUUGUAAGGAGUUUUAACAUCCUACUUUAACAGUUUUGGCUAUCAAAUACAAAAUGAAUAGUGUGAUUAUUUCUAGCAGCAGGGUGACCCUUUUUAGAGGUCCGAGCAAAGGUGCCAUAUAUUAAAAAUCAUUUUGAAUCUCCUGUUAAGAUAGUAGCAGUUUUCCAUCACAUUCAUCCUGUAAGGUCACAGUGAGAAUUCUGCAGAUAGCACUCUGGUCGGAUCAUAUGCACUUUCAACACAUUGCCCCCUUGCAUAGCUUAUAACGUCUGUGGUGUUCAGCCAGUAUUGGCCCUGUAUUCACCUGCAGUGCAUUACAGAUAGGAGCAGUUAUGGGGUUGCCGUGGGUAGUGCUGUCUGUCUACAACACGUAUGGUUUUUCAGGAACUUAUUCCUGUUUUCAUACUGAAUCUUUAAAAAACAAACAAACCUUGCCUCACAUCUCUAUAACCUGUGCUAAGGAGAAAAACCUCUGUCUGAAUACUCAAAUGAGUUCAGGCCCCCUGACUUGCACCAUGUUUUCAUUUCUCCUACUUCUUUUUUGGCGAUAAAGUCUUUGUUUUGGUGGGGGAAGGGAGAACAAGAUGGUCAUUAAACUUCAGUGAUUUGCAGGAAAACUCCAGAAUGCUAUUUUAAGUGGCGUGAUGGAACAGGCCUCUCUGCCGUACAUGAAAACAGAGAAAGUAGGUUAAAUAGCACACUGCCAUGAAGCUCUGAGGUGUAACACUAAUUGGUAUAUAUAAAGCUGUUGCCCCAGAGUUAAAAUAGAAUCAAACAUGCAAAUUCUCAGUCCAGGUUUAAGAAGUAGUACUGGAGCUCUUCAUGCGUCAGACAAAAGUGUCCCAAAGUAACAGCCAUAAAAGAUCACCUGAAUUAAAACUGGUGGCAUAUAUCAGCACAGGAGGAUUGCCUCGAUUAUCCCUUGCCUUGCUUUCAUCCUCUCCCUCAUUUCCCCAAAACCACAGGAAAGCAUUCUGAACCAAAUAAAAAAUGAUGCAUUAUGCAACAUAGACAAACUGCGUUUGCCUAAUGUUGCAAGCGCUUAAACCCUCUCCAAAUCCGGCAUAAAGGCUAAAGAAGCACUUUCUACACAGGGGAUAAUGUCCUAUAUGAGUCUGCUUUUGAGAAAACAAACAGCAAGAGAUCCCCCCCCCCAGCAGCAACAGGUUUUGAAAAAAAAAGUCGGGGGGGGGGGGACAACAGUUAGAAUUGCAGAAGUCUUGUUAAGUACUGCUUGUAAUUCAUCUUGAACACCUGAACACCUUUUGGGCAGAACAGCUAAAACAUUUUUGGUGGGGUGGGGUGGGGAGCCAUUCAGUUGCCUUCUUUCCGCUACUGAAGCACAUCUCACUCUGUACCCUUCUGCCCUUCAUGUUUGCCAGAUCAUGACUGGAGAGGGUUAAAUUUGGUCUUUUUGGGUUUGUGUGUGAGAGCCUAGAGGCUUUCUACAUAAAACACAGGCUUCUGUGGCCAACUCCCAUCAGGUAGACUCGUGUGCACUUGGCCUAAGUGUUUCGUAUCCUGGUGGUUCUCCUACUUUUCCAGUAUUCUCUUAAUAGCCAUAGUUGAGGCUGAGUUUAUUUCUGCAGCUGUGACACAUGGCAUUGUUAGUGAACUCCAUAAAAUUCACACCGAGGCUUCAUGACUACAUGCUGCAUUUGCUUAACUUUUGCACGUUGCUGGAUUUUGUUGAAAUAGCAUUUAUAGAAACAGUAAAUUCUACCAAUAUAAAGGGAGUUGGGCCCAAAAAGGGAGUAGUAAAAGUUUAGCUGAAGACCUCAUCCUGCAAGUAUUGUUAAAAGGUAAAGGGACCCCUGACGGUUAGGUCCAGUCGUGGCUGACUCUGGGGUUGCGGCGCUCAUCUCGCUUUACUGGCCGAGGGAGCAGGCGUACAGCUUCCGGGUCAUGUGGCCAGCAUGACUAAGCCGCUUCUGGCGAACCAGAGCGGCGCAUGGAAACACCGUUUGCCUUCUUGCCGGAGCGGUACCUAUUUAUCUACUUGCACUUUGAUGUGGUUUCGAACUGCUAGGUUGGCAGGAGCAGGGACCAAGCAACGGGAGCUCACCCCAUCGCGGGGAUUCAAAUCGCCUUCUGAUUGGCAAGUCCUAGGCUCUGUGGUUUAACCCACAGCGCCACCCACGUCUCUGCAAGUCUUUUUACCAGCGUUCAAAAUAGGCCAGGCAUAUUUUACACCUGACUAUCUGCCACUUUGCAACCAAGUGAAGAUGCAUGCCUGGGGAACCUUGGAUCUGGACUGUUUUCACACACUAGCAACACAUCCUGUACGUUAUAUUUUAUCUGCACAAUCAGAAUUAAUUUCAGGAACCAAAAAGCCAUAUUGAAAAAUGCAACUUUCGAGGCAUCUAGCCCCUAAAUGGCAACUAGGUGUUCUGUUUUGGCAACUGUAACCCUGGCUUAAGGAACCAUUUGGCCCUUAGCUCAUAUAUCUGGGUUGCUGACACUGCUUGUUAUGUACAGUGUCUGUUGCUCCUUGUUCGAAAUAAGGAACUACGGAUUUGUGAAGAAAGCUCUCUAUUCCCAACCUAUUAUAGUUCACGUUUGCAAAUUUAAAGCUGACCUUUCUUUUUUUCCCGAUAGUCUACCAUUUUUCUGUGAUACUUCACCUUUUUUUUUUUAAAUUAAUGCAGCCUUUUUAUUAUAGCAUCCUUAUUAAAACAUGGAUCAAAUCAAAUGUGUUCCAGAAACAUGGCACAUUUCCUAGGCCAGGCACAAAAUCUGCUCGUCCUCAUAGUGUUUCUGAUAAGAAUAAUGUGCUGACCUGACUGAAUAAGUACUUGAGAAACUAGCUGCCUUACUUGUCUGGGGAUCUAACGUCUGGUUCCUAAUGGGUGUCUAGGAAUAUAAUUGAAAGAAAUUUGAGAAGCUGUAGCUCUGAAGGAGACUGACAUUGCUGAAGGAAGGAGAGCGGAUUAGGCAGUAGUGUGAGAAGCAGGGGCAUUCCCCAUGCCUGAAGAGAGAGAGGAUCAGAUUUUAGGAAAGGGGGGUAGAAAUGGUUAAGAAGCAGCAGCAGGGCAGAUCUUUAUUGGAGACCCAAGGUGGAAAAAGCUUUGUGAACAGGGAUGGAGGUAGAGUAAUGCCUUUAAAGAAGGGAUGUGGAAUUUGUAAGCCUCCAAAUAUUGUUGGACUACAACUCCCAUCAUCCCUGACUAGUGGGCUUGCUGGGUGGGGCUGAUGGAGUCCAACACAGGUUUCCCAUCCCUGCUGUGAAACAAUGGAGGAGAAGAUGCCUCAAAGGCAUAGCACUGCAUUUGCCAGCAGUAAGGACAGCUGGAAUGGGAGGUUUCAGGCAAAUCUCUGUGUUGUUGGAUUUUCGUAAUUCUAUAUUGAAAGUUUACGAAUUACUGUGAGUUGAUUUUGUGGUGAUUUUUGUAACCUAAUACUUGGUUCAAUAGUACUUUGGGCCAGGAUAUAAUUAACUACCUAACUAUCCCUGAUACUGUGAUCCUAGCCAAUCCCAAAACAUAAUGUAAUUGAUGCCAAAAUUCAUUGUGAAGAUUUUGCUGAAAGAAGCUUUUAUUUAAAUUUGAAAGGCAGCAUCAGCUGAGAGGCACGUGCUGUAGUCUUCUGGCCAAAUAUCACACAGAGAGGAUAAAUGUUGGUAACAGAGAAGAAUUGCACAAGAUUCUUUAGAGGAGACAGUCCAUACUGUACAAAGAUAUUACUCCCGAAAGUAUUAAAGGUAAAGGACCCCUGACCAUUAGGUCCAGUCGCGGACGACUCUGGGGUUGCAGCGCUCAUCUCAUUUUAUUGACCGAGGUAGCCGGCGUACAGCUUCCGGGUCAUGUGGCCAGCAUGACUAAGCCACUUCUGGCAAACCAGAGCAGCGCACGGAAAUGCUGUUUACCUUCCUGCCGGAGUGGUACCUAUUUAUCUACUUGCACUUUGAUGUGCUUUCAAACUUCUAGGUUGGCAGGAGCAGGGACCGAGCAAAGGGAGCUCACCCCGUUGCGGGGAUUCGAAUUGCCGACCUUCCGAUCAGCAAGCCCUAGGCUCUGUGGUUUAACCCACAGUGCCACCCAAAAGUAUUAUGAAGCCCCAAAUAUUUGUUGUCUUAAAAAUUAAGAUUAAGUUAAAAGUAUAGAAAUCAUUGGGACGCGGGUGGCGCUGUGGGUAAAACCUCAGCGCCUAGGACUUGCCGAUCAUCAGGUCGGCGGUUUGAAACCCCGCAGCGGGGUGCGCUCCCGUUGCUCAGUCCCAGCGCCUGCCAACCUAGCAGUUUGAAAGCACCCCCGGGUGCAAGUAGAUAAAUAGGAACCGCUUACUAGCGGGAAGGUAAACGGCGUUUCCGUGUGCUGCGCUGGCUCGCCAGAUGCAGCUUGUCACGCUGGCCACGUGACCCGGAAGUGUCUGUGGACAGCACUGGCCCCCGGCCUCUUAAGUGAGAUGGGCGCACAACCCUAGAGUCGGACACGACUGGCCUUUGGGCAGGGGUACCUUUAUAGAAAUCAUAUAAAGGUCAAAUGGGCCAUGGAGUUGUCUGUGCCUUCUAACUAUCACUGUGUUUCCUACACUUAGAACAAAAACUAAUAAUACAGUGGUACCUCUAGUUGCCAACACGAUCCGUUCCGGGGUGCCGUUCACACCCCGAAAAGUCCGCAACUAGAGCGGUGCUUCUGUGCAUGCGCGAAGCGCACAGAACGCUUCUGCACAUGCGGCGAAACCCGGAAGUAUAGACUUCCGGGUUUGCCACGCUCGCAAGCCGAAAAGAAGCAGCAUGAACCUAACGCAACAUGAGGUAUGCCUGUAAUACACCAAGAAAUCUGAAUUCUGUUACUUGUUUGGAUUGUGCAAAUUAUGCAAGCUGCACAAUGCCUUGGUUAGCAUGGUUCUUAAUUUUUAAUUUUCAAAUAAUACCUCUGCUUUUAGCUGGAGAAAGAAUGAGCUAUCCAGGGCAUUGAAGCCCCACCACUGGAAAGCGUAUUUUAGAACCCCUUUGCCUUCUGAGACUUCGUCAGGUGGUAUCCACAUACUUUCAAGCUUAUCUUGGAAACUCAAAGACUAAAAUACAAGUUGUCUCCCCCCCCCCCCACUCCGCCAUUUCAUCAAAUGAAGAUUGAGAUGCUGAGAAAGCUGAAUUCUGCACCCAAGCCACAUUUUGCCCUUUCUCUGCUUGUGCAAAAUGCUACAGAACCAGUUUUGUUCACAGCCCUGUUAGACAUCCAGAAACUGGGACUCAUCCUGUCCUGGUUGUGUGGAAGUCUUUGCCUUGAAAUGUGCAUUGUGACAUCUCAAGGGCUUUCCAAGUAUCUGCCUUACUGUCACGUUCUAAAAAGAGUCAAAAUUCUGCAUGCUUACCCUGGUGUAUUUCUCACAGGAUUUGUUCAGAUUUGGUACUGCUUAUUGUUAAAGUUUAACUUUGCACCAAAAUAUAAUAAUUUGCCCUUCGUUGAAAAGCCAUUUACUCCAUUCUCUAGUGUUGAAGCAGGCAAAAUUUAACUUCUGCAAACCUGAAGACAGGGCUGGUCACUAUCCCUGAAGCCAAGUAGACUUCAAAAUAGUCACUCAGUAAGACAAACUCUAAUUUGUCAAUUGUUAAAUUAAACUCAGAACUCAGGGAAUGCGAGGGUUUUGUUCUUGACAGAGUAGUGUUUGCUUUAUACUCAAGCAGGAAUGUUUCUUUCUUUCCCAUGUGAUGCUCUGUUUAUGUGAAUUGUGCUAAGGCACCUAGAAAUCAUCCAUGCCCCUUGUUCAUUUUAUUUUUGUAUCUGUCACCUAAAAAGAAGAAGCAUCUUUUCUUCAAGCAGGGCAUGUCUACACUACAGAUAUGUUGCUGGUCAGUUCAAAUAACACUUCAUGUCACUCUGGCCUUCUGCCAAAAUAAGAUGUGUGGUUAUGGAAAUCCUCUGCUAAUUUGUGUGUGUUCAAAUUUCACAGCCAGAGUUGGGAAGACGUCACUUAUUAUGUCUCUUGUCAGUGAAGAAUUUCCCGAAGAGGUAAGAUGUGUUUAUUUUAGGUAUCUCUGUAUUUCCCGAGCAACAGCAUCCUCCGGGCAUUUUGCAGUUUCAUAAACAGUUUGCAUGAUAAUUCCAUUAGGAAAAGUGUUGGUUUUUUUAAGUCCCAUAAAAGAAGUAGAAAAAUCAUAAAAUCAAACAAUGCAUUAUGCAGUUAUUGUUUUUAUGGAAUCUGAAGGAUUGAAACUGGAGAUCUGGCCACACAACACAGUUGUGGCAGAAGCUGACAUUUCCCCCAAGUGGCAGAUGAACUUUGUUGAUGAGGGGGGAGUUGGCAUGGAAGACUGAACAGGUAAGGGGCAGGUUGCAGAAAACGAGGCAGAGACACUUUCAGCUCCACUCACGGAUGAUGAUGUGAACAGCCUCUGCCUCCUUUUUUUGCCAUCUCCCCCUGUGCCGCAGCCCUUCCCAGUCACAAGGGGAAGGUUGUUUGAGAAGCGCUGAGGAUGGGGCAAAAAUGUCAGCUUCCACAAGCUCUGUUAGUCAGUCAGAUACCCAGACCCAACUCUGCUUUUCUUCUCUCUCCUCUGCAAACACCUAAAACUCUAACAUAGGUAUUAAAAUAUGUUUUAAUAAAGAUCAGUAGCUGUCGGAAGGAUGUUUGCAAACACAAAGCAAAAUAAAAUGCAAAGGACUUUAUGCCAUUAGGGUGCACUGCUACUGUUUUAUGCAUUUCAAGUUGAUUGUUUGUCUGCUGGCUUUGGCAAUCGAUUUCAUUCACCAGCCUGCACGGUGAUACUAGUAUAAUUCCCAUUAGGAUAAAAUCUGUCAGCAUGCUGGGUUGAAUGAGCGCCAGUUCACCCAAGCAUUUGCUGAACUUUCACUACCCAGCUUUUAGUGAUGAUUUUUAUUGACUGGUUUUUGCUAUCAUGGAUGGGGGUUGCUGAUGUGAUUUGUUGUUUUUUUUAAAAAAAAGUAUCCUACUUUGUUGUUUUAAUGUGUUUUUGUUCUGAUAUUUUCUUGUACAGCACCCUGAGAUUUCUUCAAAAGAAGGGCAGUAUAUAAAUUCUGUAAAUAAUAAAUUACAUGGUAAUUUACAGAGAUGGUGAAAGACUUGGCAAAGUCACUGACUAGUCUGAGAAUAGCAUUAUUGUGAUCCAUCCUGUUGCUCAUUCCAGACUAUUGAGGACAUCAGCCAAUAUGCUAAAUAUUUAGUGGGAUUUCAUAGCUCAAUCCUGUUUAAUGUGAUGUUCAUUCAUUGAUCAGGGAGAUACAUAGCAAAAAUACUUCAAACUGAUUCAUAGCUGAAGUUUAUGUAUAGAAACCAUGAAAUUAAUUUAAAAUAUAUUGGACUAUUUAUUACAAAGUGUUCAAUUUCAAAACUUGGCUUUGGCAAAAUAUGCAAGGGCUUGCAAUUUCCUUGAUGGAGGCCAUAAAACCAUGCAAGUGUUAAGGAUCUGAAAUAUGUUAGCUAAAUUUCCGUUUGCUUCAAAGGUUUCUGAUUGUAUUUAUCAAGUUUUCUUUGGCAUUUGGGCUAGUUUCAAGAAUGCUUCUUUUUCACAAAUGCAGGUUCCUCCACGAGCAGAAGAAAUCACCAUUCCAGCUGAUGUUACCCCAGAGAGAGUGCCAACCCAUAUAGUGGAUUAUUCAGGUAAUGGAUCUGAUGAUUUGACAGAUUUAUAAAACGAAAAGGUGGUGGGAGAGAGAGAGAUCACAAUAUAAUUGACUGACACUAUAAAGGAAGAUGGUGAAAAGUACAUUCACAAGACAGAGAACUAAAGAACCAAGAAACUUCCUCUGCCUAUCAACACAUAAAAGAGGACACAGGCUCCCUGCCUCUAUAGUUCAUGCUUCCACUGAUAAACUAAUAUCCCAAACACUCCCAUGAUCCCCACAAACAUCACUUUUUUCCUUAUUAACACCCAUAUAACCCAACAGAUGGAAAAUGCUCAAUUUUUUAGCCAGGGGCUAAAAGGCCUUUAUUCAGAUGUAUGAAAAGAUACCUGACUUAGGUGUACAUUUUGUAUUGUUAUUAAACCCAUCUUUAGUUGUGUUUUUUUACUGGUUUUAAAACUCUCUUAGCUGUUUUUAUAAAUCUCUUUGAAAUGUGUUUGGAAGACAGUUCAAAAAUUGUUGUUGUUGUUACAUAAAUGGAAGUAGUCACUUAGCUACCCUGAAAUAUGGUCUGUGCUCUUUGGAAGCUGCCUGUAGUCAUGCGGUAGUUGAGAUGGAAGAUCUUGGACAGGAAGAUUGCUGAGAAGGCUCCUGGCAACUCUUAGAGUAUCUUCCAGGUAUAGAGUGCCUGGCUGCUUCUCUGCCUGCCUGCAGCUACCAAGGCACCUGGUAUUUAAGAUGGAUUUAAUGUACAUCUGGCUAGGUGCAGAACUACAUUAGCUUCUGCCAAAUACUUGGAGUAAAGCAAGUGUGUGUUUUUAAUUGGUUGAAUAGCAAUGCUUCCUAUUUGUACAUGCACUGUAAACCCUUGUGCUUUAUUGAGAGAAGUGGGUGGUAUCCAACUAACUCGUUGCAUCAGCGCAAGGAUUUUCACUAGCGCAACAGCCCGGCACGCCCUCCUCAAAUCUGCUCUUGAGGUUUGGAAGAACCCUGGGAACAGAUAUAGGUGGAUGCAGGAGAUAAAAGUUACAUUGCCCAAGAGGAACAUGUUCUUUGGAUACCGCACAGUGUUUCCAUUCUAGCAGUGCUCUGACAACUAUAUCGUCUCAUCACGGGAGUGUUUGAAGUGAGAGAAUUUAUGGAAAAAAUCUGGAGCAGUUCAGCUCUCAGCCAUCUUAGCAGGAUUUCCACCCUUGCUUUUUGUCUGAGUGAAGCAAGCCCUUGCGUUUAGCUUAACUGUUUUGGCAUUCCAUUUGUAGGAUCAUUUGUACUCCGGUAACUAUUUGAAUAGUUAAGGAUAAGAAUGAAAGAUGAUGCAAAAUUCAAAGCAGCAUCAUCCAUCAGAAUGAAAGUUGACGUGCACAUACAGAGUACCAUCCUGUGAAUCAAGGACUAGCUUUACGCUCUCCCUUGUUGUCAAGGAGGGCCAGCUGUAUAUAUGUAAAUGGAAUGGAAUAACUUUUUGGCUAUAGCUAAAAUUCAUUAUCUGGCUACAUGCGAAAGUGUUUUCAAGCAUAGUGGUUAGCUAGUUUUUUAGUUUUUUUUUAAAAAAAUAUUUUUUAUUAACAGGCCAAUCACAUCACAUUAUCCAAAUCACAUUAGUUCCAAAUUAUACAGCCAAAUUUUAAAUUUUAUUGGGGGUACCCAUACAUCAAGCUCCGAACGAGUCCAAACAUCACUUAUAUUGCUGCUUUAAUUAAACAGUUCUAUCCAGUUCAAUCCAGAUAGUCCUUUAUUACUUUCUUCAUCUUCUUGUUGUUAUUAUCAUAUAUUCCUUUCUUUGCGAUCUCUGAUAAUCUUCACAAGCAGAUUAGAGACAGGCAUCCUCUGUGUGGGUUUUGUACUCUCCAAAGAUCAUAUCGCUCAGGGACAGCCGCCAUUCCACGCUUCCAUAAAAAAUUUAUCUUCGGUCUGUCCUUUAAUUUUCUCAGGCUUACCAAGUAUAUCAGGAGGGCUCUGUCAGGAUAAGAUCACAUUCCAACCAACAUUCUCAUUCCAAUGGUCCUGAUUCUCCUCCCCCUGUCUUUCUUUCUCAGGCAAGCCUGUCUUAGCGAGACGCCAUUUUAUGCUGCGUCAUAAAAUUUUCCUCCGUUCUCGUUGUUUACCAAUCAUCUCUUUAACUAUAAUCCACUCCACACAGUUCUUGAAUUCCUGCUUGUGGUUAGUCCAUCACUCCAGUCACAGAGAUCCAUUAAUCAGCAGACUUAUCUCCCGAACGUUGCUUGAUGUAUGUGCUUUAGCUUCAUUCCAAUCGUAUGUUUCCAAUUAUAAUUCCGAGCUAAAGCGAACCAGCACACGCUGAUUGUAAUCGGCGUCAGGAAGAGCCGGCCUCAUCGAGGGCUCAGCCAAGUGACCGGCACCCCCUUCUCUCGAAUCCGGGGGUGCGUUGUGGACACCGCUGGCAAGGCAGCCCCCCCAUCUCCUUGGGGGGGUAGGAAGACUGCAUACUUCCCAUAGCAGCCUCUUAAUUACCUCGUAUGGGUCGGAGAGAUGUUAUUGUCGGCCAUCUUCCAGUGCGCCACCUGGUGGCCCCCCGGUUAGCUAGUUUUAAAGGUAUAGCCCUGCUAUAGAUAAUCACAAGUUUCUGUGUCACCACCCACAGCAAUACUUGGGGGGCCAGUGUGAGGCUUACAGCCUAGCCAGGAUUAUGUAGGACUAACUGAGAUGCCUUAAAGCUAUGGCUUUGCAAAUCCCAGUUCCCAAACUUGUUCCAGUUAACCAUGCAAAACAGAGCUUUUGCCUGACAGUUUUCUUGAACUUGUAAAGUUUUCGGUUGUCUUUCCUAUACGGUCAAACCUCGUGUUACGAACGCUUCAGGUUACGUGUUUUCGGGUUGCGGACCACGGGAAAUCUGGAAGUACCGGAACGGGUUUUUCCAGGUUUCACCGCAUGCGCAGAAGCGCUAAAUCGUGCUUUGUGCAUGCGCAGAAGCCCCAAAUCGCACUGGUGCAGACGCGGCGCUUCAGGAUGCGAACGCUGCGGGUUGCGGACGUGCCUCCGUCUCAGAUUAUGUCCGCGACCCGAGGUUCCACUGUACACUUCAUCUGUAUCAGCAUUGCUCUUAAGAUGGUAUUCAGGAAAAGACAUCUUAGAAACUGCUUUGGAGAGACUGUGCUGCAAGAAUUCUUUUCUCUGUGACAUUCUUUCCUAAUGACAGUAUAUACUUUUCAUUCUCAUCUAAAUUAUUUUCCACUUCCAUGUGAUUUCCCUUGGGAGCUGAAGGCUAAAGAGCAUGUAGCCAAGGAUAUUUCCACGUUUUUGGACAAAACCACACAGGAAGAGUGCACCCAAGUCUUUAUUUUACCAGUGCAAUGAAGCUGUGAGAUAAAACAUGCACAUUUUAAAUAGUAAAACUGUCAUACAUUCACAUAUGUUCAUGGCUGUGUUGGAAAACAGUAGUAAAAUUGCUGUUGCUUUCUGAAAAAAUCCUCUUGCAUAAUGUAGCCACAAACAUUGUGAAGACUACUAAAGAAAAAAAAAUGUAAGAAACCUGGUCUUUGAUUAAAGAAGGCCUGAGGAGAUGAUGGUAUCUGCUGGAGGUGAUAUAAAACUUUUUAAGAAAGGUGAAUGUGUCAGCUUUAGACAGAAUGCAUUUUUAGCUGAAAACUUGAUUCCGGUUGGCAAAUGCUUCUCCACUUAAUUAGCAGUUUUCAUAAACCUCAUUGAUUGAAUCAUCACCAUCACAGAACAAACGAACAAUAACAAAACUUCUCUUGUUUUGCACAGAAUCUGAACAAAGUGACGAACAGCUCCAUAAUGAAAUAUCGCAAGUGAGUCAAAUGUGCCUUUUGCGCCAAAAUGCUUUGUUUUAUAUUUGCCUUGUAAAACAGUGUCAGAGUGAAAUUAUUUCCACCUAAGAAAGGCUAGACUGGCUUUAAUUUACUCUGGAGUCAUUCAGUGGCAUAGGUCUCGGAGCAUAGGUGUGGAGAAUCGGUGCAGCCUGUAAAAUAACAGGCGACUGAUCUUUAUUUUAUUUUUUGCAUAUGUGUGGUGUAAUGUUCAUAAGAUUGCACAAGUUGAUUUCUGCAGAGAAUGAUCUGGUUACCUUGCUCAGACUGUAAAAUUCCCUCCUUCACUAUCUCCUGCCAUUGGGUUAGAUCAUUGGUAACCAACGUGGGGCCUUCGAGAUGGCCAACAACAUUGGCCAUACAAGCUGGGGCUGGCUGGAGUUAUAUUCCAGCAAUAUCUGGAGAACACCAUGUUGGCUAUGUCUAGGCUGAAAACUGAAAUGCCUUGAUUGAGGCCAGCUGUUGGAUGAAGUCAAGUCCUCAAAGCUCUAUCUUUUAUUUAAAAAAAAAAUGCUUUUCCAGCCUAAAAGCCAGAACCAUGCAAGAAGUAAUCUUUGGCGUUUUCCAUUUUUUAACCGCAUGAACAUAUUGGCUUGGAUCCAACGAGCUGUGAGCAGAAUUUUCUCACUGCCUGCACACACCAUUGCUCCCAAGGUUUGGGACACACCCCAUGUGGCAUAGGAUAUGAUGAUAAAAUAGCUCAGUAGGUAGAGCAUGAGACUCUUAAUCUCAGGGUUGUGGGUUUGAGCACCACGUCGGGCCAAAGAUUUCCUGUAUUGCAGGGGGUUGGACUAGAUGACCCUCGUGGUCCCUUCCAGCUCUGCGAUUCCAUGACACACCAAUUAGGGCUUUCCCAUGCACAAGUACAACUGCCUUCUGCUUGAGCUAUUGUUCUGUGGGAUCCAAACCAAUAGGCAUAAGAAGCAAGCCUUUUCUCUUAGGCACAGCUAACCCAGAUGCUGGUGUGGAAAACAUAUUUUCCUCCUCCUUUAUAGAACAUCUUUUGGAUAAAUCUUUGCAAAACCCUUUGGAAGAAAAAGUCCUUCCCAUCAGCUUUUUGUGUGUGCUGACUUAAGUGUUGAAGGAAGCCCAUGCUCGAGAUCCAUAAACAAAAGAUAAAUGCAAUUAAUGGUGUUUCUGGCCUAAUUUAGGCAGAAUAAUCUUGCUGCAACAGAAUGCAAGAUUCCUGCACCUGAUCUUGGGUGAUUCCCUACCUCUGGCUUUCUCUUAAGAUUUUCUGGGGAUACAAGGCAUUGCAGGGGACUGGACAGGAAAGGAAAGAUUGGUUUUGCAAACUGGUCUUCAACUCUCACAACGUUCAUUACAGCCCAAUAUGCAGAUAAAUGCAUAUUGUCUAUUUGUGUCAUCUUGAUUUUAGUUGUCGACUGAAUCAUAUUCAUAAGUAAACCUCUACUUACAGUUACACAGCUUUUACCAUUUCCACCCGUAAUGUAUGCUAAGAUUUGUUCUUCUAGGCGCUAAAAUCUCGGAAAACCUUACCGUCCUCAUCUGGCUAUUUCUUCUCUCUUCCAGGCGAAUGUAAUCUGCAUAGUAUAUGCAGUUAACAACAAGAACUCAAUUGAAAAGGUAUGAGGAAAGCAUUUUUGUUUUGUUCUCUAGCUGGUGUCCAUGACGUAGCUGACCCCUUGAAUGUGCAAGUUUAUAUUUAAGGCAUCCAGAUUCUCAUUUGGAAAAGCUUUGAAUGUCAAGAUGUGGUUUAUCUGCAUAUGCCAAAUAUCCCCCUCCCUUCCGCCCCAAAUACAGCAUUUUCAGUCUUGCAAAGUACAUUACAUCUGCCUUGGUGCAUUGGCCUCCUGGAAUACAGCUGUCCUGCUUACAUUUAAGGAAGGGUGUGGGAGAUAGAAAAAGCUAGCAUUUGUAUUUUUGUAACCUGACUGCACGAACAUUCUGUGUUAGAAGGGAAGGAGUCCCAACUUCCAAAGCACUGAAAUAAAGAUGAAAUGCACUGAAACACAAGUUUCUCUGGGUGGAGAGUGACUAUGUUUCUGUGCUUCUUUGAGUUCCUGGUUGUGGGGUAUGCUGUUUGAUUUGCUUUUUCAUUCUGCCGGUGUUUCCGUAGUAUUAAUUUUGGAAAACAAACAAUAGCUUCUUUAGUAGUAUUUAUCAUUUCUGUCAAAAUUAAAUUCCAAAAAUCUUGCACCAGCUGGCAUUCCCACCAUAAACGAUAAUACGUACCAAAUUUAUUGCAACCCCUCCAGCAAUUGGGCGAUAUAGAAGAAAACAUUUUUGACAUUUGCAGAGCAGUGUGAUACCAUCUGUAUAAUACUUUUAAAGCAUUUUCCAUUUAAAAACUGGAAACGGUUCUUUAGGGUCAGGAUUCCCAAAUUUUAUUCCAAUUCUUGGGAGGAAUUUGUCUGCCACUCUUUUUAAGGGGUUCCAAUACUCAUUGAAUCCAGAAAGCAUGUGGUAAAGCAAUUAGUUUCAGGUUGAAUGUAAAUAACGGCCCAGUCUAAUAUUAUUAAUUAACACUAAUUUGUUGAUUUAGGUAACAAGUCGAUGGAUUCCUCUCAUUAAUGAAAGAACAGACAAAGACAGCAGGUACAUAAGUUUAAAACAAUGUAAAUAGAUCAAAUGCAAAUCUGAGAUUGUUUUAUAAGUUUUGCUUAAGCAAAAAGCGUCAGUAUGAAAUGAGGCCUGAAUACUUACUGCUUAAACACUCAUGAUCUACUUUAUGUGAAGUUUAUACUGUAUUUGUCUUUUAUUGUUUGGGUGAUUGUUGUUAUGAACGUAACAUUUAUAUUCUCUGGCGAGCUGCAGCGUUCUGACAGUUAUUUAUCUAAGGGUGGUAGACGCUUCACAAAACACUUUAUUUCUUUAAACCCAAAUAGUUAAACUGUUAAGCUAUCUGAAGAAUAGUGUUGGAAGCUGAAAUUGCAAUUGUGUUUCAGAAGAAGGUUGAUGAUAAAUUCAAAUUACCUUCUAAACAUUUUUUCUUUGCUUGGCUUAAAUCAGGUCAUAUCUUAGGCAAACACUUCAGGAAGCUGUUUUUAAGUUUCCUAAAGUUUUAAAAAUGACUUUUUCCAAUUAGCUUGUACAUUGUAUGGGGAGACUUUGUGAAUAUGCUUAGUACACUGGGUACUUUAGUGAAUGUAUAGUACAUGAAUUUGUACAGAGGUUACUUGAAAUUUCAAGGCUGCCUUGUUUUUAAUUAUUGUGCACUUAAUUCAUUUUUGGAUACACACGCCGGAGCUCUUGGCUUUGAGGCCACCUGCUGUAAAGAACUUCAAAGUGAAGUCUUUUAUGACUUAGGUUUAGCAGGCAUUGUAAUUUUCAUUGGCGAAUUGGUUUGCGAGUCAUAAAUAUUUUUCCAAGUGAAAUCAGAAUCUUCAAUUUUGCAAAUGCUUGCUCUGGAAGAAGACCCAGUUUUACUCAGACUUGUUUCCUUUUUACCAAAUUAAAACACAAAACUGGUUAUAUAAUAGUUCAGUGGACAGUCAUAAUGAUGAUAGUAUUAUAAGGUGCCAAAUAACUGGUAUUAUAUUUGAUUGCGAAAACUUUUCUCAACUUAUUUUCAGGCUGCCUCUUAUACUAGUUGGGAACAAAUCAGAUCUGGUUGAAUACAGUAGUAUGGAGACGAUCCUUCCCAUUAUGAACCAAUAUACAGAGAUAGAAACUUGCGUAGAGGUAAUCAAAAGCUUUUUCUUGGCAUUCAUAGUGGCUUAAUGGUUACAUUGUUAACUUUAAUAAGAUUUGUUCACUUUAAUACAUAUUAAAGUGGUUUCCCACGCUCCAUAGCCAGUGCUCUCAUCAAAUACUUAUAUUUCUGCGAUUCAUCUUCUUGUUAACUUCUAGUUACUUUCCAAUUGUUAUAAUAAUCACUUAGAUAACAGCUGCAUGCUUUAUGAUUUCUAUUUGUGUUGUUGCAUUAUUUAACUUUUGAUAGGAUUUCAAGUGAGGAGCUCUAACUCUUUCUUUUCAACCUGUGUGUGUCAGUCUAAUAUGUCCCACUUCUGUUUCUCUUGGCCUCUUGCAACGCCCUUGAAAUUCUUCCGCUGCUAUUGUUGUCCUCCCAGUAUAGCUCAGGGCUAUACUCGCAUUUGACAAUGCCAAAGUGGAGCCUUAUCUUCCUUUUCCCCACACCACUCCCCUUUCCCUGGGUGUCCUGUCACUUUUUUCUGUAAGCCGCGAUAGAAGGGCCUGUGCAUGACAGAACAUUUACAUGACGUUUAGCACAUCUUAGUUUAUUUCCAUCAAUCGCUCUGGGAAAUUAAGACUGUUUCGUGACUGGGGGCCUCACCAGCACUGAGCUUUGCAGUGCACCCAGGAGGCUUAAAAGCAGAAUUAAAGGGUUCUCUUGAAUGGUACCUAGGCAGGCCUGUACACAACUUCUCUCAGCUGCCCACCUCCAAAAUUUGCUCCAGUGGGUUGACCAAGCAGAAAUCUGCUUGUGCCACCUUGGAUUCCACCACCCCCUCAAAAAAAAUUGUUUCCAAACGGGACAAAGGGCCAGGAGAUUUUGAGGAUCAUUUCAAAAAACCAGAGCCAUCACCACCUCUGGGCCUUCAUCUCAGUUUUUUUUAAUUGAUGUGAGCUGCUUUGGGGAUGAUAUUGGCAUUAAAAUAAUGUUGCGUAGAAUUAAGGCUGCUUUGUAUUCUUACAGAGUCCAUUAUUGAUUUCAAGUAUUUAUAACCCACUUUUCAAUGUAAACUAACAUUUUAAGCUGACAGUAAAACCAUAACAGCUGGUUAAGGCAUCAGUAAAUAAAAUGGUGUAGAUCAGUCAACUAACUUUAACAGCAUGAAAGCAGCAUUAGAACACACAAGGUAAAACAGCAGUUAAAACCAUUCAAUGUAAAAAAUAAUCCCAUCAGGACCUGAGUCAAUAAAAUGUAGAAUAUUCAUUGCUUGGGCAAAGAAAACAGCCUGGUGCAUAUGUGCUAGGAUUUUCCCCCUGCUUCUGUAUUAAGCUGACAAGACUCAUAAUUUCAUUUUUUCCCCUCUAGUGCUCAGCCAAGAACUUGAAGAACAUAUCCGAACUAUUUUAUUAUGCACAGAAAGCUGUUCUGCAUCCUACAGGACCCCUCUAUUGUCCAGAGGAAAAAGAGGUAUUUUGCUGCUUUUGUGUUAUAAAAUCAGCAUUGCGGGUAAUAUACCCUAAAGUUUGUGCACCAACACAGUCCUUUCUGUCUCCAAAAAGAGCGCUUUGGUAUUUCUCAGUCUUGUAAAGCUAAAAGAGGCACCUGGUGGAGUUCCCAAAUCUUUGCUAUCCUCUGCUUUUGUUUUGAGGCUGAUACUCGUUUAGUGUGAAUUUGAUAUUGGGGUAGCCUGGGUCGAGGUAUUCCAGGAAAAAUUGUCAGAGGAGAUACAGCAGUGGGAAUUGGACAGGGCAUCAUAAGAGAAGAAACAUUAAAUAUCUUGGGGCUUCUGGUUGUUCUCCCAAUCCAAGGGAGAUCUAGGUGGCUGUGACAGCUACCCUCCCAGUUUUAGAGAUUUUGUUCUACUGCCCAUAUUUCUGCCCAACACACUCCCCUCUUGAACGCAAGGGUGCCCCAGAUUGAUAGUUCUGGGAGGUUUCAGCAACCAUUUUUAGGCCCGAAUCCUACUCCUCCAUGUCAUGGUAGGUCGUGCUUGCUCGUGUGUGUGUGUGUGUGUGUGUGUGUGUGUGUGUGUGUUUUGGGCAGGAUGAAGGUGAUCUGAAGGUGGAGGACAGAGCCACAACUUCGUAGGGUUUUAGACAGGCACUCAGCCUGUGGUAGAUUGACUAGAACAGCCUGCCCUCAGAGACUGAUGGAUCCAGCUGGUUUCCUGAUGGCUCUUGGAGAGUUACAUGCUGGGGCCAGUCCCAUUUGAAAUCGUAUUUGAUUGCUGAGAUGAAGGAAAGUCUGUCUAGGUGACCAACACAACUGUCCUUAAAUGCCUUCUCUCCCUUGAUAGCUUGUCUGGCUUCUUGGUUUUCUGAAGAACUAGGUCUGAUGAAAUGACAGUAAUAGAUGGUAAUAUUACAACAGCAGUGACUACAAAUAUCCAUAUCUUCUGGGUGUUAUUUUUAGGAUAUCCGAAUCCCUGACUAAGACAUUCAACAGCUAUCAUUCUCAAUAUUCAGGUGCACCAGUAUUUCACAAAUCUAAGGGCAGAAUACAAACGUAGAAAUAAGUUUAAAAUGGAAGAUUGUAAUUCCAAAUGGGGCUUAAGUCAGUUUUGACAAAAAAAUUCAAUUUUGGCCUGUAGAUAUUGCUGUGAGUCCUACCAAUACGGGGGUGGGGGCACUUGUAUAAUUUUUGGGCCUAAGUCACUGCGUUAGCAAGCCUUGAAAAUUGUGUUUGCAUUCAAAAAGGCCCUAGUCAGAAAUAAUUUUCUUCCAAAUGGAAUGUUAGUCAAAAUUGACUUAAGCCCCUUUUGGAAUUAAACUCUUUAAUUAUAAAGCUUAUCUGUGUUAAUCCUAACAAGGCUUAACACUGCCACCAUGAAAGCUCCUGCUGAUCUUUGUUCUUGAGUUGAUGAAGAACUUGGACGAAAGGGUUGGAUAAUGAUCAGUCCUCCAGUUCUUCAGCAUGUUUCUCAGUCCAAGCUUGUUACAGGCAAAAGGUUCAUUUACACACAGAGAGAGAAAAUGCUCAAAUAUUUAUAUUUAUUUGCCCAAUCCUGAAGAUUAAUUAGUAGCUUUCCCCAUCCUAAAGAUGUGCUGCAAAAGACCCACAGCAAAACAGAAUGGCAGUUCCACCACUUUACAAGUCUGCAUUAAGAGAUCAAAUGUUUGGGUUUAAAAUAAAGUCUUGGGGGGGGGGAAUACUUCCUGUCUCUUGCACUGCUCUCUGUCCCAGCUCCCCUCCUUUCCUUUUCCUAGCAUACACAAACAGAAAAGAAACAGGGUGUGCAGAGUUUUGUUAGAAUUCUGUUCCAUUUAAAAAAAAAACAAAAAACAGGGUUUAGGGUUUUCCUAUUGAAUAAAAAAAAAAAUGGCAGGCCUGCCAGAAUUAAAAAGAAACCCCACUUCUUGCUUUUUUUCUUGAUCUGUAGAUGAAGCCUGCCUGUAUAAAAGCACUAACUCGGAUCUUCAGGAUUUCCGAUCAGGAUAACGAUGGCACCCUUAAUGAUGCAGAACUCAACUUCUUUCAGGUACCUCUCUUCUCCUCCUGUCGCCUGCUGCGUUUUAUCUGUUGCUAUUACCUCCGUCCUAAGGAAAGCAAACCAGCCAGCCAGAUCCAGUGGUGUAAUUUUAAUGCAUUCCUUUCCACCCCAAAGUGGAAAACAUUCCUGCUCACAGGUGGCAGAAUGCUUCUUGUCUGGAUCCAGUCCUUUAUGCUUCACGGUCCCCCAGCCUUACGGGAAGGCUUUUGCCAGGAGGCAGAGCAGGUCUGCGGGAGGGCAGGAGAGAGGAAAAGCUUGCAGCACUUGGGAUCCUGUCUGCUGUCUUUCUCUUCUGGCAGGGAGAAAGAGAGAGAGAGAGAGAGAGAGCGCGCGGGGGGGACGGGGACGAUAUGAUAGCGAGGAGAGGUGUCACUCUUCCAUCUCCUAAGACUGCUUUUUCAGCAGAAAUUUCAGCCUGUGUGAGGGGAUUGUUUAGCAGCAGCCAGAUCAGGAGAAAAGCAGUACAGUGGUACCUCAGGUUAAGUACUUAAUUCGUUCCGGAGGUCCGUACUUAACCUGAAACUGUUCUUAACCUGAAGCACCACUUUAGCUAAUGGGGCCUCCCGCUGCUGCCGCACAGCCAGAGCAUGAUUUCUGUUCUCAUCCUGAAGCAAAGUUCUUAACCCGAGGUACUAUUUCUGGGUUAGCGGAGUCUGUAACCUGAAGCGUAUGUAAUCUGAGGUACCACUGUAGAUGUGGAAAAUGUAGAGUCGCACCUCAGGUGUCUGGAAUGGGAGCUUUCGGGUUCUUUCGGCGUCGUUUUUGUUUCCCCCACUGCCCAUAUGAAGGAAAGGAGGAAAUGCAGAAUCUAGGGGUUUUGUAUACCUGUGAUUGGGCAGGAGCCUAUCCGGCAAAAACAAAAAGUAGCAUCAAAGGAAGAUUUCUCUCCAUCUGCUUUCCCACCUAUGGGAUCUCUUCUUUCUACCUCUGGAAGAAAACGACUGUAAGACCAUAAAAAUGGUCCAUCUGGAAAACGUUAAUCACCCCCUUUCCCAGUACUACUGCUAUCAAACUUAUAGCCUUCCCCCAACUCAGAUACUGUACCCCACCUUCAAAUAUGUUUUAUCAUGUUGAUGUUUUAUUGUGUUUUUAAUAUUCUAUUGGGAGCCACUCAGAGUGGCUGGGGAAACCCAGCCAGAUGGGUGGGGUAUUAAUAUUAAUAAUAAUAAUAAUAAUAAGCUAGAAAAAUGGGGACAGCCAUUCAGCGCCCCAGGAUUUCUGUGUCUCCGGAAACAGAGCUGCACACUCUGACUUUGCUUCUGUUGCCUCUGCAUGAAAAUUACAAACUUUGCCUGCCCUUAGUAUUGUGUAUGUUCAUGCUUCCUCCCUCCUAUGGAGGGGCAGGGAGAAAAUAACAGGGCUCUGGGUGUGCCUAAUUUGAGUGCUUUCUGCUGGGAGACAGAGACAGAUUGACGCCGUGGGGCAGAAUCCGUUCACAUGCAGAACUCUGAGCUCAUGCACAUUACCUUGGAUUCAAACUACCUUCCAUAGACAGAACGGCAUCUUCAGUCUUUGACGGGUUUAUGAUGUAUCCGAGGAAUGCCAGCAGCAGGGGAAGGGAGAAGAGAUUUUUUUUUUUACUGAUCCUCUCUAACCCUGCAACCCCACCCACACCACCCUGGAGGAUUGGGGUGACCCCCUUGGAACUGUGUGGGAGGCCGUGCUGGUGGGAUGGUGAACUGGCAAGUCUUUUCCCUCUUUGCCAGCAGGGGCAUCCCUUGAACAGAACUGCCUUUAGGAAUGGAGUUUGGAUCCAACCCAAUAAGCUAUUUUAUCUUGUGAAUUGCUCUGAGACCCGCGGAUAUAGGGCGGUAAUUAAAUUAUAAAUAUAUAGAUAGAUAGUUCACGUGGUCAUCGAAUGAAAUUUUAUUUGCCCCAAGCCACUGCUUAACUACAAGAAUGGCUUAGAAACUGUGAUCUUGUUUCUGAGCCUGUAGCCAUUGUUGGCACUAUGCAUUCAAACACCUUCUUCUACUGCAGGAUCUGGUAGCUUGCUUGUUGGUAUGAAAGUUGGGAUUCUAACAUGAGAUCAUGGGCUGUAGUGAAAUGUUCCAGGCCACUGAAUGUAUAUUACCAAGCCUUGGUUUGAAAUAGUUCUAAUAUUCCUCCUUCUUCUUUUUAGCGAAUUUGUUUUAAUACACCGUUGGCACCUCAAGCACUGGAAGACGUAAAGAAUGUAGUCCGGAAAAAUCUAAGCGAUGGAGUUGCAGAUAAUGGAUUAACAUUAAAGGGUAAAUACUACAUGUUUCUUCCUUGAAAUAUGAAGAUGACACAAAGAUAACGACAAGAAUGCAUUACUUAACCUCUUGCUAUUUUUGAAGCCACACACAACUGCAUGUUUUUAAGUGUUAAUGCACCGAAGUGUAGUACCCAUUAUGUUAUGGAUAUAUUGAAUUGUAGAUAAUGGGCUUGUCCACAGAACCUGUCACUCCAAAAUGGCAGCGUCUUAAAUUAGCUCCAUCUGUGCAUUUCUCUGCCUUUCUGGAUAUUUUCAAGGUUGAGAUAAACAUGCAAGGAAAAAGUACAUAGAGCACUUUCUUUAAUUUAAGACCCCUCCCAAAUUCACUAUAUUACCUGCCACCAAGAGGUGAGCUGGAAGAAUCGCAAUUACUAUUUUCUUGGAGGUGGAAGCAGUUUUCAGUGUGCUGUCACUACAGCUGCGACUUGGAAAACUGCAAGCUUAACGCAACAGUUUUUACAGGAGAUUCUUGGGUAACAUUUUUUGGGGGGUAGGAGAUUUUAAUCUGAAGAUUAUUUGCUCACUCUCAAGUGAGUGAGUUUGCUCACCCUCUGUUAACAUCUAAAAAUCCCAACACCUGUCAUUGCUAUGUGGCCAAGAUUAGUAAUUUAAGAACGUUCUUUUUUCCAGGUUUUCUUUUUCUACACACACUAUUUAUUCAGCGAGGGAGACAUGAAACAACCUGGACAGUAUUGCGACGUUUUGGAUAUGAUGAUGACCUCGAGCUGACACCAGAGUAUUUAUUUCCUUUGUAGGUAUCAGUAGGGUUUUUGUUUUUUAAAAAAGUCUAAAUGCAAAUAUUUGUUAUACAUUUGAAAGGUAGGUUCCUUAAUCCAAUGCAACAUCUUCAUACUUAAAUAUCUUAUGUGUGUAUGCAUAUGUUGGAUAGAAUUACAUUCAUAUUGUUUCCCUCGUGCCCUGUCUGCUUGUGGACAUCUCACAGACACUUUUGUAAGAAUAAUAAAAAUGUUUCUUGCUCUCUAACCAGAUUAAAAAUACCUCCGGACUGCACAACAGAGUUGAAUCACCAUGCCUAUUUGUUCCUCCAAAGCAUUUUUGAUAAGCAUGAUUUGGUAAGCUUUUAAUCUGACUUGGGCUGUUUUUGUAAGGAAUAUUCAUUGCAUCCUUCUAGCAAUGUCUCUACUGUUGAAAGUACUGGGUGGGUGGGCAGUGGGGAGAACACUCUGAGACCCAUAGAAAUCUCCUUUACCCUAGGCAAUAAAUCAAAAGUGUUUAUUUCAAGGGCUCACAGGUCAAGUGACUGUGUUACAUAACAGGUGUUUCCCUGUCCAGGAGGUUCAUGAUCUAAGCCAAUAGAGGCGAGGCUUAAAGAAUUAUGGAAAAGCAAGGGCAUUAUGGGGAGUUAUUCGACUGGCUUAGUUAAUUAUUUUCUGCUUUUCGUGAUUACCAUUCACUUCUGUUCUUCUAUACAUUGCUUGCAAGCCCAUAUUUGUUUCUUAAACAGAACACAUCUUUGUAAAUAAUGAAUAAAUAAAAAGCACCAGUGUUUCCUAAUUCUGUUUUCAGGACCGAGAUUGUGCUUUGUCUCCUGAUGAACUCAAGGAUUUGUUCAAAAUCUUCCCUUAUAUGCCGUGGGGACCAGAUGUCAACAGCACCGUUUGUACAAACGAAAGGGGGUGGAUAACGUAUCAGGGAUUUCUCUCUCAGUGGACGUAAGUGUGACACUUAAACUGUGAAACUUCCGUAUUUAUUUUGCUUUUUGAAAGGGCUGCCGGAGUUUGAGGGGUGGACAAGGAAUGACUCCUCAUAAUCGAUCCAACCAGUUUAGCUUUAAGGGCACAAAGUGAUUUGACAAAGUCCAUUCUGGGUUUGAAAGGGUCAUAGCUAAUUUGUACAAUCAUCAGAAGCGGCUAGUAAUGUUUUUCCUGUUUCCUGCUGCAGGUAACAAUCUCAGGUGACUGAAGGCUCUCCCUACCUUCUGAAAAAACAACAACCUAUACAGUGGUACCUUAGUUCUCAAACUUAAUCUGUUCCGGAAGUCCAUUUCAAAACAAAAGCGUUCCAAAACCAAGGCACGCUUUCCCAUAGAUAGUAAUGCAAAAUGGAUUAAUCCGUUCCAGACUUUUAAAAACAACCCCUAAAACAGCCAUUUGACACGAAUUUUACUAUCCAAGGAGACCAUUGAUCCAUAAAAUGAAAGCAAUAAAUAAUGUACUGCAGUCACGCAAUCAAUCAAUCAGUAGCUGAACUGGGUUCAACACAGUCACAAAAACAAAACAAAAAGAACCGCAAAAAUGCAAAAUAAAUAGCAAAAACGGGCAGACCUCAGCAUAACACACAAAACGGAGCACGUUUGGCUUCCGAACAAUAUUCGGAAACCGAAACACUUACUUCUGGGUUUGCAGUGUUUGGGUUCCAAGUUGUUUGAGUACCAAGGCGUUUGAGAACCAAGGUACCACUGUACACUGACAACAAGCACAUUUGAAAGAAAGGGGUAGGAUUUCAGUCUAGCCUAACAUGUUAUUUUUCUAUCUGUAGGGAGCUUUUUGGUAGGGUGUGUGGAGCUUGUAGCUCUAAGUCUGCAGUCCGUGAAAAGCUUUGCUAGUUGAUUCUGCCAUAGCUGAAAGCUAGCAAGUCUCCCAGAAAAUGCCUUCUGAGUUUGCUUGCUAAAACUUCUUGUAACGGCAGCUUGACCAGGAGACACUUAAUUACUGUGACUAGAAGUGGUAUGGAAUGGCUUUGCUUUCUGCAGACAGAAUGAAUGCCCUUCUGUCCUUCCUUUCCAUUCCCUGUUUUUUGCCAACUCCUUGCCUUUUUGAGAUAAUGCAUGUGAAAAGAUAAUUUUUUCAAUUACGUUGGUUUCUUUACAAGUCUUUGUAAAUGUAUAGGCUUACUUCAUCUUUACAUACAAAUAUUGAAGUGCCUUAUAUUGGAAUUCUAGACUCAGAGGAAUUUAGACAACUUAGAAAAUUAAUUUUUUUGUUCUCUCCAUCAGACUAACUACGUAUUUGGAUGUACAGCGCUGCCUGGAAUAUUUGGGCUACUUAGGAUAUUCAAUAUUGACUGAACAGGAAUCGCAGGCAUCAGCAAUUACAGGUAACAGCCUACAAUGCUGCGCUGUAUUUUGGAAGGAUUUUAGAAAACAAUUUUUUCACUGCUUAGUUUCCUUUUCCCUUUCAAUUGAGGAUGUGCAACAUCAAAGGGCAGAGUGGCAAGCCGUGAAGUGAUAUGCAUGACACAAACGGAGGGGAGAGGCAUCUACCUGUCCAAUAAUGUGUAGUUCAAAAAACAUAUGAUUUUGUCCCAUCCAUCUUCUCCCCAUCCCACCAAAUCCACUUCAUUAGCUACCAUUUCUGGAGUGUUGGGUAAAUAAUGGUGCCAGUAUUGCUGCAUCAAAGUUUUUUCAAUUUGUUCUUCAGGAGACUUUGUUCAGCACCACCCAUGAACCCCUCUGUCAAGUGGGGGCUAGAGGAAAGGGUCGCUGGAACAGAGUAACCAGGGUCAGCAAACUUUUUCAUCAGGGGGCCGGUCCACUGUCCCUCAGACCUUGUGGGGGGCCGGACUAUAUUUUUUGGGGGGAAAUGAAUGAAUUCCUAUACCCCACAAAUAACCUAGAGAUGCAUUUUAAAUAAAAGCACACAUUCUAUUCAUGUAAAAACACCAGGUAGGCCCCACAAAUAACCCAGAGGUGCAUUUUAAAUCAAAGCACACAUUCUACUCAUGUAAAAACAUGCUGAUUCCUGGACCGUCCGCGGGCCGGAUUUAGAAGGCGAUUGGGCCGGAUCCGGCCCCCGGGCCUUAGUUUGCCUAUCCAUGGAAUAGACAGUUCUGCACAAAAAAUGUUGGAUGGUUGGCUAGUGAGCCAAGAGGGGCAAAGUGUUGCCAGGUCUAGAGCCUAAGCUGACCACUUGCCUUUAAGGGAUAUUUCUGCCAGUUGUUGCUUUGACCAUGGCAGCAACAUUGUGACUGUGUUAAAAGUUAGCAGUGAGCAAAGAGGUAGUGGACUGGGUAUUGAAUUUUGCAUAUCAAAUAACUAAUCAUAGAACUGCAGAGUUGGACGAGGGACCCUGAGGAUCAUGUAGUCCAACCCCUGCAAAGAAGGAAAAAGCAACUGUCCCAUGCGAGGAUCACCAUCCAUUCUUCUCCCCUGUUGCUAGCUAGACCCAUCCAGAGUACCUUUAGGGUAUUGAUGGUCCUGUGUCCAUAUAAUAAAUGAUCGAUUGUACUUUUACAGUAGAGUAUUUGGACAAAUGUUUCCACUGUCACUUUAAAGCACAAGGACAGCAGGCUCCAGGAAGUUAGCUGGGAAGUUCUGAAGAAUUUAAUUUAAUCUCUUCUUAAGAUUGUUACCUAGGAAAUAUUUGGUUAUAAUCCAGUUGGCUGCCAACUCUGUAACAAUAUAGGUAAAGGUAAAGCUAAAUGACCCCUGGACGGUUAAGUCCAGUCAAAGGCAACUAUGGGGUUGCGGUGCUCAUCUCGCUUUCAGGCCGAGGGAGCCGGCAUUUGCCCACAGACGGCUUUCUGGGUCCCUUUGCAGAAGUGAAACUGAUCCAAUGGAAGGAGGGGAAGAGACUUUUUUUGCCAUUUCCCUCCUGCACCCCCCCAGUGCCAUUUCUCACACUGUUCUUGACCUCCCCCAUCCUCCAGAUUUCCAUGGAGCACCUGGUUAGCUAAGUUCUCUGGAUCCCAAACUCUUGAUUCUUUUAUGGUUGUGCACAUUGUUACAAAGCAUAGUAUUCCUGUGUCUGUAAUAUGUACAUCUGUGUGAAAUCUUCUCUCUCCCCCCCUUUUAAAAGUAACUAGAGAUAAAAAGAUUGACCUGCAGAAAAAACAGACUCAGAGGAACGUGUUCAGGUGCAAUCUAAUUGGGGUGAAAGGCUCUGGAAAAAGUGGAGUCCUCCAGGCAUUGCUUGGAAGAAACCUAAUGGUAAGAAUUCUUCUGUUCUUUAUUAACAGGUGGUAGCCUGUGACACUAAAACAGUACAGUCGUACCUCAGGUUACAGACGCUUCAGGUUGCGUUUUUUCAGGUUAUGGACCGCCGAAACCCGGAAGUACCGAAAUGGGUUACUUCCAGGUUUUGGCGGUCGCGCAUGCGCAGAAGCGCUAAAUCGCAACCUGCGCGUGCGCAGACGCGUCACUGCGGGUUGCAAACAUGCAUCCCACACGGAUCACGUUCGCAACGCGAGUGUCCACUGUAUUGUGGUUAGGCAGUAACUGCUGACUUGCAAACAUAACUCUUUUCACAAUCUAUCCCUUCUUUUGCUGCUUCUCUUUCAUUCGCCCCCUGUUUGUCUGCUCCCUCUUUCUGAGGUGAUGGAGAACUGGUCAGUAUUGAGGCUGUUUCUCAAAGGCUAGAAGAAGUGUCUAGGGUACUUCCACAGGACUUAUUCUGUGGGUUUGGAUUAUGGCCAAGAGAGAAAGCGACAGAUUUUCUCUAGAGUGCUCCAUCUGGACCAGAGAAGGAGCACUGCAGAGCUGCUGCUGCUGCGGUGUGUGUUUGUCAGAGUUCCUGCAAUAUGUUCUGAGAGAAUCCCAGAGUCCGCCAAGCACUUCUGAGAGCUUGAAAGCUCUUUCCGCACCAGGAAAACGCAACGCAAAAGGAGCAUUUAAACUCUCUUGCCUUGCAUGCAGUUGAUUUGCGGGAUUUCAACUGGCCGGCUUUCAGCCACGUAAGGUUGAAAUUGCGCAAGUUAAUUGCGCACAAAAUGAGAUUGUACUAAUUUUUUUAACACAGUUUUCAUCUGAGAGACUCCUGAUUUAUCGUUCGGCAAAUUAGGAUUUGUUCUUUUCUGAUGAAGCGUAAAUUAGUUUGUUCAUGAAAGAAGCAUUUGCUUUUAAAAUAAUGGAAUUCUUUUGUGCUUUCAGAGACAGAAGCAUAUACGUCCAGAGCACAAAUCUUAUUAUGCAAUUAAUACAGUCUAUGUGUAUGGACAAGAAAAAUACUUACUGGUAAGAUUAUAUCGUUAUAUUGGCAUAUGAAUAUGAAGCAUUAUUCUUUCAUGCCUCUUUUCAGAGUAUCAGUGGAAUUGUAUAAAAGUUUUGCAAUCCAUUUAGUAUACAAAAAAAAGUGCAGUGUUUACUUCUGACACCAUACAAAUGCAUCAAUUGUGAAACAUCUUGCUAUUUAGAAAUUGAAAGCUGAAACUGCUUUCUUUCAUGAGACUUGUAUUUCAUUUGCAAUGGUAACUCUUGACUUGUGGCUUCUUUAUGCAGCAUGUAUGUAUGUAUGUCCUGUUGAAUUCAUAUGAAAAGAUCACUGACUGCAUUUAAAAUACACACAUAUAGGCAUACAGGCUCAUUCGCUCCAAGAAAUCUUCCUCUCCUAGUAAAGAGUGGCUGAUCUCUAUAAGCAGAUUCUGUCUACAUCCAUGUUAGUUGCAUUUGGGUACAUUUAAAAGACAAAAACGGGGGGACCUGAAUGUGAAAGCAAAGAAGUAUGCUUGAUGCUUGCAAAGUAUAUUUCAUAAUUUUUUAUCUCUCCCCCCCCACACCCCUUAGUUGCAUAACGUUUGUGAAUCUGACUUCUUAUGUGAUUCUGAAAUCAUGUGUGAUGCUGUAUGCCUAGUUUAUGAUGUCAGCAACCCCAAAUCCUUUGAAUACUGUGCCAGGAUUUUUAAGGUUUGUAUGUUUUACGUCUCUCUUCUAAGAGUUACAAAAAAUCUAGAAAAUAAAUACACACACACACAAAAUACGUAUCUUUUAGCAGUAUAGCAAAUAAAUGUUGCAGAAACAUGCAGGUAUUGUAAAUAAUACGUCAAAUGCAUUUGACUCAAGAUAGUUUGUCUCCGCCCCCUUCCCUCUAAUCUCUCUAUAUCUUAUGUUACAAGAGGGAGGGGAAUCAGCUUUAUAACCUGAACUCCAUAGAAGAAGGGCAGUAUAAAAAAAAAAAAGAAUUAAAAACAGGUUACUAUCAUCAGGGAUGUAUUGGCAGGAGAUUUGGACUAGAUGGCAUUUUGAGGUACCUGUGAUUCUCACCUGUACUUGGCAAAGGGAAGUAUGAUAGGUUUCCUCUUAAGGCUACUUUACAUGCAACAGGAUUCCUACAGGAAUAAUGUCUACAUUGAAAUUUGCAAUAAUUGUGCAUGUAGAUUUAUUGUGUGUGAUUCUCCUUCACUUGCGUGGAUGCUCUGGGAAGCUUUUAUUGACUGCACCUUCUUAGCAAAUGUAUACACACUGAUUUAUAGUGUUCAGGAUAAUGCCAUAUGGAGUCUAAUUUGGUACUUUAUUUUGCGAGGGAAGCAUUUAUCAUAAAAGUAAAGAGAUUCCAGGCAUUGUUCACAAUAUUUCCCCAACAAAUAGUUUCUUGUGUAACUUCAAACAUUUCAGAAUAUCAAAGAUUUCCCCAAAUUUGAUUCAGAUAACAACUUCAGAUUAAAAAGAAUCAUAUACCUCAAUGCGGCAUUUUCAGCAUAGCUGCUCCCAAAAACUAUCUUCAUUGGAGAAGUGCUAUGGAGUAUAAUAUAUAGUCGUACUUGGCUCCUGAACGCCACAAACCUGGAAGUUUGCAAACUAUUCUUGGAAGUUGAACAUUCAACGGGGCUUCUGCAACUUCUGAUUGGCUGCAGGAAGCUCCGCACUUUGAUUUCCGAACAUUUUGGAAGUCGAACAGACUUCUGGAAUGGAUUCCAUUUGACUUCCAAGGUACGACUGUACUGAAUUUUUUAAUUUUUUUGCUGGAUCAGUCUCAAUUUCAUAUCUAAAGAAGCAGUACAUAUAGAUUAUUUUCAUUCCUUAGGCUGAAUGAUGCAUUCUAGUCCACACUUCUCUAAGUUUCCGAACUUCUAUGUCACAUUAAGCAUUUGUAUACAACAGUUUUGGGUUUAACUCUCUGUAAGAAUCCAAAAGCAGUCUUGCUUUGUGAUUGCGGGACAUGGGUUGUGAGAUUAUUGUUUGAGGAAAAGCUUAUAGAAAGCCCUUUUGGAUUUGCAUAAGGACAGUCAGUGUGAAUAAGUAGAUUCUAUGAAUUUUCCCCAUUUGUAUAUGUUUUCUAUUUUGUGUCUGUCUGUGUUUUGCUUUGUUUUUUAUUUAAAUAUUUAGCAACACUUCAUGGACAGCAGGAUACCUUGCUUAGUGAUAGCUGCCAAGUCAGACCUUCAUGAAGUUAGACAAGAGUACAGCAUUUCCCCGGCCGAAUUCUGCAAAAAACACAAAAUGCCUCCACCACAAGCCUUUUCUUGUAACACGGUUGAUGCACCGAGUAAGGACAUCUUUGUUAAGUUGACAACGAUGGCCAUGUAUCCGUAAGUACCCAAAGAACCCCAAUAUUCAUAACUGCAUGGAUCAUGACAACUUUGCAUGUUGUUGUUGUUGUUGAUGUUGCCAUAAGGAUGGAACUCUGUGCCUCACUGAAAUUUGUGUUUAGCAACAGAGGGAGAUGUUGGUGAUGCAACUAAACAAAGAAUUUUAAUGCUGAAUUGGCCAAUAAAUGCAAGUAAUCUAAAUUGACUGCAAAAAGCUCCUGCGUACCAACUGUUGCACGUAAUGUGAUUUUGAGAAGUUUGUCUGAAUACAUUGCAGAAUCGCAUCUAGCUUAAAGACAUUGGGUUCUAUUCUCUCCAUAAAUGCAUGCACUGCCUUGCUCGUUGUCAUUACUCAUUCAUUAACGAAGAGUGUUGAGCAUGUCCCAAGGAGACUGGACCCUCGUUUACCGGGAAUCAAAUCAAAUCAAAACUUUAUUGCGGUCCAAAGACCCACCAAACAAUUUCAAAACUAGAUACAGUUAAAACGACCAGACAGACAGAUGGAAGAAACCAAGGCAGUCAUUUUGUUUUAUCUAGGGCAUAAUGAUCUUUGUUUCUUAUAACCUCCGAAAGAAACUUUGCCACGGCCAGUGUAAUAUCAUUUGACCUGUCUUCCAAAAGAUAUUUAAUGUGGGAGGCUUCGGAUUUUCCCGGCUAAUUUGCCAGUAAGGGUUUGAUCAGUUGAUCCCUUGCUUGCUCAUAUUGCCCACAAUGCAAUAGGAUAUUCUUCAUACAGUCGACCUCCUGGAAACAUAAACAAAGCCUAUUCUGAUGGGGGAUGCCUCUCAGUCUGCCAUUUAGAACUUCCGAGGGAAAGACAUUUAGUCUGGCUUUGGUAAAUAAACUCCGAUAGGUAGGUACAGACAAAUUCCUAAGGUAUGAGGAUAUCUGAAAGUCGUACCAGUAUUGGAUUCCAGCUGCAACCAGGCUGCAAAUUACAUAAGAUCGGGAUCGCAGGUUGCUAUGUGAGAUGUCCCAAAGCCUUUGCCUCGGGGAUUCAAGGGCAGUGUUACUGGGAACCAAAACAGGUAUAUUUACAUUGGAGGGGGGGGGCAAAACACAAGGCUUCAGGUAAAACAUUUUUUUCCCUUUUUGGAAGUCCCCAACACUGUAUAUUUUCACAGAUGAAGAAGAGCCCAACCUCAAAAUACAGACUUGAGAGAAUUUGGCUCUCUUGGUGGUAUCUGGUUUAUCAGUGUACCUUAUUAGCACAUUUCCUCAGUAGGCCUUCAUAAAUAUAUGGGCCAAGCUCCAAGAAUCGUGAAACUAGUUCCAGGUGUCCAAGGUGACUCUGGGUUCAAGAGCAGCGCUCUAUGCCACAUGGCAAAACACUUCCAAAAUGGAAGGGAAUUGGAAACAGAUUUUGAAACGUGACAUGGUAGUCUGCUAUUCAAAGAAAAUUCCCUGAAUCCUGCUAGAUGUAGCCAAGCUCUUAGGCAUAUGUAAACUCGUUUUUUGGAUCACAGUUAUGUUUCACCACAGUGUUGCGGGGGGCAGCAUGUUUCUCGAAUCCUUUUUAUUUAUUUAUUAGAUUUAUAUACCUCCCUUCAUCAUAAGAUGUCAGGGCGGUUCACAGAGUAAAAUACAGGAUAAAAACAUGGAAAUAAGUAAAACGAAACGGCAAAGCAGUAACCGCACCUUCCCACAGACACAUUAAAAAGGCUGUAGAAUAUUAAUCAGCCAAAGGCUUGGUUGAAGAGGAAUGUUUGCCUGGCACCUAGAAAUAUAUAAAAUACACACAAACAUAAACAUAUUAGAUAUACAGUUGUACCUCGGAAGUCGAACGGAAUCCGUUCCGGAAAUCUGUUCGACUUCAAAAAUGUUUGGAAACCAAGGCGCAGCUUCCGAUUGGCUGCAGGAAGCUCCUGCAGCCAAUCAGAAGCUGCGUCAGACGUUUAGGUUCCAAAGAAAGUUUGCAAACUGGAACAGUCACUUCCGGGUUUGCAGGGUUUGGGAGCCAAAACGUUCGACUCAUAAGGCAUUCGGGAUCCAAGGUACGACUGUGAUAUAAUGGGGAACCACUACAGAGAAGGCCCAUUGUACAGAGAAGAACUACAGAGAAGACUACUGCUAAAAAAAAAAAAAGGCUCAGUUUUCUAGGGUGGGGUGUAGACAUUGGUGCACAUACUGGACAGAGCAAAGACUUGUCAAAUAAGAAGUGCAUGGUUUCAGCUUGGGAUACUGGAGCAAUUGCAAUUGCCUUUCAGAAUUGGAGCUCCUGGCAAGCUGGAAGCAAAGCAACUUGAAAGUAUUUUUAACUCUCCUCUUUUUAAAUAGCCACACUACUCCAAGUUACAUGACACAAAUCCUAAUUACAAUACUUAUUUACAGCAGUAGUAAGCUCUAUAGCGUUGGGACACGGGUAGCGCUGUGGGUUAAACCACAGAGCCUAGGACUUGCCAAUCAGAAGGUCGGCGGUUCGAAUCCCCGCGACGGGUGAGCUCCCGUUGCUCGGUCCCAGCUCCUGCCAACCUAGCAGUUCGAAAGCACGUCAAAGUGCAAGUAGAUAAAUAGGUACCGCUCCAGCGGGAAGGUAAACGGCGUUUCUGUGUGCUGCUCUGGUUCGCCAGAAGCGGCUUAGUCAUGCUGGCCACAUGACCCAGAAGCUGUACGCUGGCUCCCUCGGCCAAUAAAGCGAGAUGAGUGCUACAACUCCAGAGUCGGCCACGAGUGGACCUAAUGGUCAGGGGUCCCUUUACCUUCAAGCUCUAUAGCAGAGCUUUACAUACUUUUUAGACAUGCAUCAUUUCGUAACACAGUAAUUCAGUUUUACUAGCAAGGAGCGUGGGGAGCAUGUGCGUGAGACACCUACACAAGACAGCCGACACACUAGCAUGUCGCGACACACAGUUUGGAAAGCUCUGCUCUAUAGAAAGGUAGAUAUUGAUGUGAAAAAAUGCGACACCCUCAGGAGGUUUCAAGCUGCACAUUUGCUAAAGCAAGCUGGCCUACAGUCACUGUUAAUACUGUCAUUGUUUUCUGCGAUUCUUGCACCAUAUUUUCUCUAGCAGCACCAUAGGAGUUCUCUUGCUUUUGUUUAUCUCUCUUUUGGACCACACUUGUUGCUACUCAAAUUUAAUAGCUAUCCUACAUUUCAUGUAGAUGCUUGUGAGCCCAGAGAUUGAAUGCUUCUCAGAGUUGCUGUUUCUUGAACUAAGCAUCUUGCUCUGUUGCCAAACAAGUUCAGUCUGCAGACUUUGUGAGUCUGGUAGGUCUAACCUUCUCUGCGUUGUUGGUUUAGACAUCGCUUAAAAUGACAGGUUCAUUAUAGUACAAUAGUGGAUAUUCAGUGCAAUCCAAGACUUCACUGGAACAGGAACUUUUUGUUUUAGUUUUAUUUUUCAUUUUUUUCUGUGAGGGACCAUGUGUUUGCCACAGGGACUGACCCUCCAGGGCUAACUACAUGCCCUGUAAAUCUUUCAAUAAAGUUGGCAAUAACCUUGUCCUCACAUCUAGUAAUCAAAUGUAGAAUACCUUCAAACAUUCAUUUUCCAUUUUUCGGUCUUGGAGACCGAAUCAAUUAAUUCUCCCCCCCCAAACCACUUUUAAUUUUCCUGUGCUGCUGUGCACUUGAACAUCAUUGCUGAAGGGUUAUGGCUGUCACUUGUUCAAAUGGGUUAAUUUGAUUGCUUUCACCAGGAAGUCCAGAUUUUUGGGGGGUGGGGUGCAGAGGACAUCUUAAGUUCAGGCUCCUUUUUAAAAAAGUCUUCUUCAAUGCAUUUGGCCCAGCUGGAAUAGUCAAAUGUUUUGAGAAAUAUAUGCAACAGUGUAUUUGACCUUCUUACCUUCCCUUUCUCUUUCCCCAAUUCUUAAGCAUGUGUGUGUUGGUUGGGAUGGAAGAGGUAAGGGUAGCUGUUGGCUUCAUGAAGUUGUUCAGUUUCAGUAGCAGGAGAAAGGAACUGAAUUCCAUUCUUUCUAUGGAUUGUGGAGGAGUUGCCUCUUGUUAAACAAGAGCAUAUUACAUUCUGCUUCUCUUUCUAAGCUCUGUAUAAAAUAAAAGUUGAAUCUCCCUCCCUUCUCUCUCUCUUCCUCUUGUUGGGGAUACAGGCAUGUGGGCACAACGCACUUUUCUAAAAUAGUCUCCUCCUGGAAAUCUGUACAACUUUAGCCUACCCUUGCCUCACUUUUCCCCGGAAUGUAACCAGUUUUAUCCUCACCGCUCUUGGUUUUGGCUCAGCCCUGGUUUCUGCCUGAGAUCUCAAUUCCUAUCCUUCUGUGUGUUUUUGCAGCCAUGCCCGAUUACGCUGUAUGUGCACCUGCAACAGGUGUACAUUUUGCAUCUGUCAGAACCUCCUCAACUCAGACUUGCUGCAAUCUGUAAAGAACAAACUCUUCACCGCAGUUCUUAACAGGUCUUUGAUUUUUAUUUACUAGGUACCAGGCGUGCUUUAAAAGUACUUUUAUUAAAAGAAAUGGUUGAACUUUGUAACUGAGACACAGGCACUUUGCUCCAUAUCCACUGAGCAGGCAAAUGUACCCGAUAUACAAGCUUUUCUCUUCAGGUAGUGCUUAUCCUAAUUGGCAUAUUGAAUCUCAGCCAUUUAGCAAGUACAAAAGUAGCUUAAUGUAGCUUGCUAGAGAGCUGGGGGGGGGGACAAGCCCUCGCUAGUCAUUUCAUACAAAAUAUGCAGCUUUGAUGUAGAUUUUAAAAUUUCUAUGUGCAGGCAAGUUAAGACAUGAGAAACACUGUACAGCCCUGGUCAGCAACUAAGUUUCCCACAAGGCAAUUUGGACAAGGGAGUGGACCAGUGGUACCCUUGACCAUAAAAGUGACUUGCCGUUGGGUUCUGUUACCUCUGAAACCAUUUUCACCAUGGUUUUGCCUCUUGUUCAGCAACCAGGUGGCUAAUUAACAUCUUUUAGGGGGCUAGAUUUGACCGAGAGCUUCUGGUUGCUGACCUCCAUGCCCACCGUACAGUCUAAAUAUGUGUAUAUUUUGGUUUAUCGAUAUGAGUCAAAAUCACUUCCAGAGUUUAGAGCACAAAUGCUCAGUCCCUGCAAAUGGAUAUGGUGCGACGAGAUCUGUGGCAUUAACAACAAAUUCCUCCUUUAGAAAAUAAUCCCUACUUACAUAAGUUUUACGAAUGCAGCUGGGGCGAAUCGUUCUCUGUUCAAGACAUUCAUAUAUUUUCUUUAGAAAGUUACUAGCAACAAACUAACACUGGCUGAAUACUUUUUUAGUACAGUAAGCCCGCAACUUGGAUGCAUUCAGCUUUAUGCGCGUGGCAAAAAAACUAAUAAUAAUAAUAAUAAUAAAGGGGCGGAAAGGUUCCAGAAAAAAGGUCUUUGGCAAUCUCACCUGUCAUUAAACCCAAUGGCUUUAGACUAUACGUGAUUUUGGCUUUUGGGGCACGAUCCUUGGAACGUGAGUUGCAGGCCUACUGUAUUACAAACAGUCCCGCAGCUUACCUACUAUGCUCCUUGUGUCUGCUAAAUCCUUUUUUUCUUUUUGCGAACAUAGAACAGGAUUUGCCAGCGUUCACUAGUAUCAGAUCAGACCCAGCAGAUGAAUGGGAGUUAAAAAUCAAAGUAUAUCUCCAUGGCGUAGUACAGGGUUGGAGUUGCUGGGGCUGGAGCUGGGUCCCCGGUCCCCCCCCCCCCCGCAGCUAGGGGGAACUUGUUUAACAGACAACAGUAUAGGAUAAUUAUAAUUCUUAUAUGCACUGGGAAACACACCCCCCCCCAAAAAAAAUCGUGAAUUGCUUUACUGUGACAUUCGCUUUAUUGCGGUGGUCUGGAACAGAACUCGCAACAUCUCGAGGUAUACCUGUGUACUCCCUUAGCUGGUAGCCUUGUUUUAGUUGCCUGUGGUUGGAAAGCAAAGUUUAAAAUGCAUUAUGUAGCUUGAUUUGUAGAACGUCGGCUAGCAACACACACUGGGUGCAUGAAGGCAGUUCUGUUUUCCAACGAACAUUUCACUACAGCUUUUCAUUAACUGUCUAUUAGGAAGAUCUGUAAGGAACAUGAAAGUAUUCGUGCGGGGGGGGGGGUCUUCCAUAGUCUGAACCCCUCACCCCAUACCUAUGCCGCUUGUUCCUUCCAGCUGCAGAGCUAGCUAUUAACUGCAGCUGGAAAACUUAAAUAGGAAGCCAGUCUCUCAGUUGUUUUUCAGAAGACUCCUGGAUAGCUCAAGUGCUCAUACCCAGCCUCCCUGCAACCCAGGCAAGAAGAAUGAGGUCAUUACCCUGACCUCUGUUUAGAUUAGAGCUGGUACUGUGCCAGCAACAGGUCUCAAAUCUUACAGUUCUCCUCAUUCAUCAAGAUGGGCACUCAAAAGAAAAUACAAUCUCCUCUUGAGGGCAAGAGGGGACGGAAAGGUUGGGGGGCGGUUGUUCAGCCGGAGCUGGGUAGGCAGAAUCUGAUCUCGGAGCAAGAGGAUAAGGAUCUUUCCCCUCAAUCCCCAGAUAACUUUCUGUCAUCAUUGUUUGAGACCUGGGCCUGUCGGGCUCCUUUUUUUGUACCCACGGCUCUUCCACAAAAUAAGCAUUGCUACACAUAGACAUUAGCAAGUCAGGGAGAAGGCUUGGCUAGAUGAUUUCAUUCUGAACCUAAUCUUUCAGAUGUUUUGGGUGUGGGUGUGUUUGCACGGAACAGCAUCAGUCAUGUGAGCUCCCACCCAUAGACUGAAGUGGCACAGUGCAGACAUACAGUUUUUCACCUCGGCCACUGUUUAUGAGAACCUUGGCUUGAGAAGUUGUUGAACUCCAGCUCCCAUCAGCCCCAGACAGCAUGACCGAUUGUUAUGGAUGAUAGCCACACCGGAACUACGAGAAUCUUAGGUACUUUGGCUGAGAGAAACCUGCACCUGAAAUUUGGGAAGGCUACAGGCAAUGUCAUCUAACUUUGUUAAAAUCUGGUUCAGAAUAAGAACAGAGUACAGUCAUACCUUGGUUGUCAAACGCCCUGGAACUUGGACAUUUUGGCUCCCAAAUGCCACAAACCCGGAAGAGAUUGUUUCGGUUUGCGAAUGUUCUUUUGGAACCCGAACGUCCAAUGGGGCUUCCAUGGCUCUAAUUGGCUGCAGGAGCUUCCUGCAGCCAAUCAGAAGCUGUGAUUUGGUUUUCGAACGUUUUAGAAGUCGAACGGACUUCCAAAAUGGAUUCCGUUUGACUUCCAAGGUACGCCUGUGUUCUAAACCUCCACUUCUUUGGCUCCUUAUUUGUGUGCAGUAACUGCUUUGCGUAUAUGCACUCAGAGCAAAAAAAGGGGGAUCUGUCACCUCUUGAGUGCAUAUGCAAAACUGCCUGCAGGUUUUCAGGAUGUGAGCAUAGCCUAUCUGGGUUUUGCUAUUUCCCCCACUGCCUCCAUUUUACUAGGUGGCACAUCUAUGGGAGGUUUAUGAGUGAGUCCCAUAGAAAGAACAGUGUGAUAAGUGGUUCUGUAGUUUCAGAGAACACCAAUAGUUCUCUUCUCAGGAAACUUCAGAGUAUUCGUCCCUCUCCUCUAUAUAUCUCACUGAUCUCAGUGGGACUCUUCAAGGUAAAGGAGGAGAGCAUUGCAGCCUUGAAUUAGAGCAGACACACUUUUAGACACACUUCUAAUCUUUGUGAUGGAACUGUUCCCAAAAAGAAAGUACAUUCCAUUAAUUGAGGUCUUAUGAAAAUGAAUUUCUGGACCAUAAGCCUGGAAGUUUGAUGAUACUUUAUUCUAGCUGGUAAGCGGGGAGCUGCAAGACUGAAGUUGUAAGCCUCAUGUCACCCUUGGGGGUGGAGUGGGCAGCUGUGUGGGGGGCAGAGGCAAAAAGCCUACAGUAUGCUUCACAGGAACUUUUAGCAAGUGCUCUGGAUCCACAGACCUUUUAAAAAGAAAUUAUAAAAAUGGAAAAUCACUGCAAUGCUGAAGUAUAUCCUGUCGUGCAGGGGUGUGGAGUCUUUAUCAGCCGAAAGGCUGCACUCUUUUCUGGGGCCCCUUUUGAGGACUUUUGCCAUUGGUGGGCGGGGCCAGAGGCAAAAGUGGGAGGAGGAACUAAUGAUUACCUUUAUAUAAUCGUCUAUUCUUUAUUGUUUCUUCUGAACAAGCAAGAAACAUUGACAUAUUCAAAGGACAGAUUCCAGGAAGGCAAAAAUGCCCAAGGUAUAAAGCAGACUGUGUGGCCUGGGGAAAGUUUUUGGGGCAAAAUAAAGGGCCUGUUAUUUGGCUGUAGGUUCACCACCCCUGGCACAGUUGAAUGCAGUAGUCUUGGUUUGAGCUUUCCAGGAAUUCUGACUUUAAAUCGUUAAUUAGGAACAUGACUGAUUAGGAACAAAUACUGUACACCACAUGCCUUCGAUAAAACAGUUGAGCCAUGCUGGAUUAUUUUUGUUUCAUUCAUUUUCUCCUUUUAGGUGUUCAUUUUCAUUUGUCUGGCUGGCAUUUACUCUCCUCUUGCUGCAUUCUUGUGCCUCUCUUUGAAAAGGACGUUUCUGCGUGUGCCUUCUAAUUCCGUGUGUGUGUUUCUGAUCCAUCAGCUUGGCUGUUUCCAUUUGGUUGUCUGCAUGUCUUGUAUAUAUUGGAGGCUGAUAUUCUGUGUCUGCCUUGUUGCCUUAUUCCUCUGGCAUGAUUAGUGUUUUACUCUGGCCGGAAUCCCUUCAUGGGUAAAGUUGAAGCUCAAUAUGAUGGUAGGAAUUUCCAUCUGAGAGGUCACCCCCCCCCUCAAUCUUGAUUCUUUGAAGCUGAAAGCCUAUUGGAAAGGCUUUUUCUUAAAAUAAAUAGAGAUUGGCCAUUGUGUUAAAAAAAGAAGAAGCAAAAACCCAAGUGUUUUCAUUUUUGUGAGUUUCAUAAAUGGAAAAGAGCUACGCAUCUCCUGUUACAUGGAAUCAAUAUCUUGGUGUGUUGCGUUGAUUAUGCGCUGAGCCAAGAAUGAUUCCAACUAGUGUUGGUGAGCCAUCUUUAUCUCUCACUUUAAAUUACCGUAUUUUCCUGUGUAUAGAACUUAUGGCUUUUUUUUUUACAAAAAAAAAAAGUUUGAAAUUGGGGCUCGCCUUAUACACGGGUAGUGCUGAGGGGUGUUUUCUUAAUUUGGAGUCCCCAAAAAUACAUGGGGCUGUCUUAUACACGGGAAAAUAGGGCAUAUCCUCACUUUAUAUUCUCUACCACCCUGAAGUCACAAUUAUUUGGCUUGUUUCCCUUUCUUUUUUAAAAAAGACAUCUGAAGGCAGCCCUGUUCAGGGAAGUUUUUAAUAUUUAACGCUGUAUUGUUUUUAAUACUUGAUUCGGAGCCACCCAGAGUGGCUGGGGAAACUCAGCCAGAUGGGCGGGGUAUAAAUAAUAAAUUAUUAUUAUUAUUAUUAUUAUUAUUAUUAUUAUUAUUAUUUCUGAUGCUGUGGGAAAUGAUUAUGCUUCCCAAUUUCUUUGCCCCCUUCCAAAGGUGUGUCAUUGGGACUACAAAGAUCAGGAACAAACCCAACAUGGUGCCCUUCACAUAUUGUCGGACUCCAACUCCCAGCUGGUCUGGGAUCAUAGGAAUUGUAGUCCAGGAACCAUAGUGGCUAGCCCUGCCACACAUGGCAUUUUAAUUUACAAGUACCUGUCAUUGUUGUGUGUGGCAGGGCCCUUAUUUCUUCUCUCCAAGCUCCUAUACCUCUCGACCCACAAUGUUGCCUUCAUUUGAGGGUUGUCUUUGAUGUGCUUGAUUCAUCCUCCCUCCAUCUUCAUGAAUGGCCAAUUGGUAUGUGCAAGUGUGACGCUUGAUUGAACAAGAGGUUGGAUUAUCAAUUCAGCACUCAGUAUUGAUGGCAAGAUGAGCUGUAUCCUUCUUUGUAUGAAGUAAUGUGUAACUGGGGGCUUAUGAAGCCUCCCCACAUUUUAUAAGCUUUACUGUAUGUCCUCCUGAGUUCUUAAGAGUAGAUUUAAGUCUGUGCAAUCCUGAUCCUGAUUAUUCAUUUGGUUUGUCUUUGGAAGAAGCUUGUCAAUAUUGUGCUUACUCUUUAUCCUGGCAGGCCCAUUACAACUCAGUAGUAGACAUACAACUGUAGGCAGGUAAAAUAAAUAAUUAGGCCAAAUCAAAUACUUGCCGUCUAUUUUGUUUUCCUUUUAUUCAGGAGGAUCUCCCCCGUCUUGUUGCCAACAAGCUCCCAAAUUUCUUUUUAAACUCUCUUGAAUUCAGAGAAUUAUGGGAAAGUGUGGUUGAGGAGAAUGUGGUUGAGGAGAAUGUCUGCUUGACAGAGUUUCAAAAGUGCAACAGGUUAGGGUAGGCUUUUGAAAAGGAAUCUAGGAAGAGAAAAUAGUGGAUGUGUAUCUCUGCAUUAGGGAUGUGGGUGGCGCUGUGGGUUAAACCACAGAGCCUAGGACUUGCUGAUCAGAAGGUCGGUGGUUCGAAUCCCCGUUAUGGGAUGAGCUCCCAUUGCUCGGUCCCUGCUCCUGCCAACUUAGCAGUUCAAAAGCACGUCAAAGUGCAAGUAGAUAAAUAGGUACCGCUCUGGCGGGAAGGUAAACGGUGUUUCUGUGCGCUGCUCUGGUUCGCCAGAAGCGGCUUAGUCAUGCUGGCCACAUGACCCGGAAGCUGUACGCUGGCUCCCUUGGCCAAUAAAGCGAGAUGAGCGCCGCAACCCCAGAGUCGGUCACGAUUGGACCUAAUGGUCAGGGGUCCCUUUACCUUUACCUUUAUCUCUGCAUUGUGACAUGAAUGUGUGGCAAAAUCCGUCAGAUAACUUAGCUGUGUGCAGUCACAAUCAAGGAAAGAAAUGGUUGUAGAAUUCUGCCUAGUGUGAACUGCUGCUUAAUUUACUGUUAUGUGUAUGACUUAUCUGGGCGUUUAAAGGCAGGUUAGUGAUAUAAAGCUUUCCUCAUAUUUAGCGUGCAGGAAGUCUGGAGUCUUGUCAUAACUCUUCCCAGUUUUCUAGUUAAGGCUACUAAAACUUUGAGGGAGCGAGGAUUGAACAGUGCGUUAGACCAGGGGUCAGCAAACUUUUUCAGCAGGGGGCCAGUCCACUGUCCCUCAGACCUUGAAGACUAUAUCUUGGAAAAAAAUAUGAACGAAUUCCUAUGCCUCACAAAUAACCCAGAGAUGCAUUUUAAAUAAAAGGACACAUUCUACUCAUGUAAAAACAUGCUGAUUCCUGGACCUUCCGCGGGUUAGAUUUAGAAGGUGAUUGGGCCGGAUCCAGCCCCUGGGCCUUAGUUUGCUUACUCAUGGCUUAGUCAUCUUGGCUUCUGCAUGUUCCUGGCUUGUUGAAUAGCAUCACAUUCCCAGGCAAAACUAAUGGUUCUGCUCAGUUAAUGCUGCUGGUUUGUUAACUUGUCUUAUGACUGCUAGUUAGCCCAGUUACUGUGUUGAAUUGACAGUGUACACUCUGCUUACAAAAUAGAAUAUCUGUUGCUUUUGUUUGGAAAGCACAGGCUGCAUUUAUUAACAUAAAAUGCUUGUUUUGUUGAUUAAAUAAAAAUGAUCUUUCUGAAACAUUGGUAAACCCUUGUGCAUGUGCUUUUAAAAAAGGAAUGUAAAAGCCUAAUUAAUACUUUACCUGUAUGAUCUAAAGAGAUUUUAUAGGGUAUUAAAGUUGCACUGUAAAUGGCUUUGUAAAACUUUCCUGCUUAUCCUAAACAAGUUGAAGCCACUGUUCCAUAAUCACAUAGGAUACUAAUACAUAAUCCAGCUAUUGCUUUACAUCCCCCUCCCUUGAAAUCUUUAGAAAUGAAGGGGGAAAAUCUGUGCUUUAAUCCUGGAGGCACUGUAUGCGAGUGACUCCCAUGUUUUGAGAAAUUGGUUGAUUACCUGCCCUGGAUGGGGCUGCACUUCCUUUUUAAGAGCAGAUACAUGGCCUUGAGGGGCUUCUGGACCCUGUUUUGUCACUGGAGGCCCAGGGAGCCUCAGUAGCUAGAAGCACCUUUUACCAGGUGUGCCUGGUACAACAUAUACAGUCAUACCUUGGAUCCAGACCAUCCUGGAACUCGGAUGUUUUGGCUCCUGAAUGCUGCAAACCCGGAAGUGAUUGUUCCGGUUUGCAAACGUUCUUUUGGAACCCAAACGUCUGACGGGGCUUCCGUGGCUUCCAAUUGGCUGCAGGAGCUUCAGCCAAUCAGAAGCCGCAGUUUGGUUUGCAAACGUUUUGGUAGUUGAACAGACUUCCGGAAUGGAUUCCCUUCGACUUCCAAGGUACAACUGCACAACUGUUCUGGACCAAGGGACCCUGACCACAGCAGUUUGGGCAUCAGUGACUUAAAAAUUGGAUUACUGCAAUGCACUCUAUGUGGGGCUUCCCUUGUGCUUGAUCCAGAAACCACAGUUAGUACAGCAGCUGAUAGGAGAGAGAUCCUGUCAGCAGAUAACGCCUGUGCUUAGAGAUAUGCAGUGGUUGCUGAUUUGUUACUAGGCCAAGUUACAAUGGGUAUAUAAAGCCCUUGACACCUUGUGUACUUGCAGGAUUGCCUUCCUCGACCGCGUUGAUACGUUUUCAAUUACUUGUUCUUUAACUCUUAUUGAUCAUUUUAAUAUAGUUACUAUCAAGCAGUAUAUAAAUUUUGUGAAAUAAAUAAGAUAAAUGGAAUAUAUCUGCUUGUGCUGGCACAUGCUGUGUGCUUGUUCUCGGAGCAUCUCUGCUAGCACGGGAAUUUUUUGGAUGAAAUUGUUAGGGUUCAGUUCUUAGAGGCUAAAACUAAAUUUGAGACUGGCUGUUCCAACAGUUAAGUAGUGCAGAAGUGCACUAAGCACCCAUCGAAGUCAGCACAGAUAUAUUCUGGUCUUAGGAAAAUAUGUUUGAAGUGGCCCAAACUUAAGUUUUUAGAAAAUGCAUUUGGUGAAACUUCUAUCUUUGGGUAAACAGAUGCUUUCUUGGCUGUUUUCCUACAUCACCACCCCCAGUUCUCAAAUACGUUUCAAAAUAAAGAGCUUUGCUUAUGGAUGGCAUUUAGCUGGCUGGGAGUGGCUAUUCUUCCCUUCUUUCAUUUUGUACUUUGAGGGCACGAAUACCUGAAUACAGAUAUUAUACACAUGAAGUGCACAGCAAUGUGUAGAAUUAGAUUAACACCUUUUUAAAAACGGGAGGAAAUCCUUUGCCAGCUGCUGCUUCUGAGGUGUUUUAGACGCACCUUAAUUCUGUGUGUGACUUUAUGGGGCAUGUUUCUGAAUAUAAGAAGUAAACGGUGAGAAUCUGCUCCCAACACACUGUAAGAAAGCUAUUUGCUUUCUUUCUUUUUCUUUAUGAAUAUUUCGUAUGAACAGAGUAUGUUUGCCUUGCCUAGCGAAUGGGGAUCUUAAGGUAGCUUCCUGUAUAUUUAAACCACAGUAGAAUAGAUAGUAGGGAUGCUGGUGGCGCUGUGGGUUAAACCACAGAGCCUAGGACUUGCCGAUCAGAAGGUCGGCGGUUCGAAUCCCCGCGACGGGGUGAGCUCCCGUUGCUCGGUCCCUGCUCCUGCCAACCUAGCAGUUCGAAAGCAUGUCAAAGUGCAAGUAGAUAAAUAUGUACCGCUCCAGUAAACAGCGUUUCCGUGCACUGCUCUGGUUUGCCAGAAGCGGCUUAGUCAUGCUGGCCACAUGACCCGGAAGCUGUACGCCGGCUCCCUCGGCCAAUAAAGCGAGAUGAGCGCCGCAACCCCAGAGUCGGCCACGACUGGACCUAAUGGUCAGGGGUCCCUUUACCUUUACCUUAGAAUAGACAGUGGCACACUCACAUAAUAGACAGUGGUACACUUAGAAUAAAACCAGGUUUUGUGAGGAAAACAGGCAGUUCCCAGGCUCAUUUACCCCUCUUAAUGCUAAUGAGGGACCAAGGGGACAUUUGGUUAACAGCUGAUUCUCCUCUGUGCAUGUCCCAAUUGCUAUUUUUGCUUUGUCACUCCAGCUAGGCUAGAAGACCCUGGGAGCAUUUGUAGGGUGAGAAUUAGUUGGCCAAGGGAACACCACACAUCUCCAUCCAAAUGCCCUCUUCUCAUUUUCAUUUAGUGGCAGGCACAUUUCGGAAACCUGUUUUGUGGCGUAACGUUCUGCCCUUAUGAUGGCACCACUUGACCUUGCACAGUAAUUCUAUGCUUUAUUCAAAAAAGCAGUGUUUCCAUGCAUACUGUAAAACUAAACAAAGCAAGCAUACAGAAGCACAACACAAAAUCAGGAAUAAUGAGUGAGUGUGGAUCCUUUUAACACUGGAUCAUGCAUUUGAAAAACUUAAAUCUCUACACAAGCGGAAGGAAAACAAAUAAAAUACGGAACAUUCGAGUUUGGAAGCAAAAAACAAUCCAUGUGAUCUAACUUCAAAUUUUCCCAACAGCCCUUCUGUAAAAUUAAGGCACAUUUCAGAGAUAACAAACAAAAAGUUUUUUCGUGAGUUAAAUAUCUCUGAGGAAUAUCACCUGUUCUUUGGCAAGAAUGCAGGAUGAAUUUCGGUGUCACCUGGCAAUUCUUUUGCUUGGGAUGGCUGUAAAAAAAAAUUAAAAAUACUUUCCUUUCCUUCCACUUUGAUAAUUAAUUUUUAUGUGCCACUUUAAUAACCUGCACACAAAGCAAAGGCUCUCCUUGUUAAAAAACAGACUGAUAGCUGACUUGUAAGCUGUGUUGGUGCGUAACUUGACUGUUUCUCGCCAUGCUAUGAACUGCCCACUGUGUGCAUGUGUGUAAAAAAGGUUAAGAGCCGCUGUAGCUGAAUUGGGUGCCAUGCUGUUAUCAGACAAGGAGAGCAGUAUUGUUCACCAGGUUCACGCCGUCCGCUCUGUAGAGGAUUCCAUCUUCAUGGAGUCAUCCCUUGAUCCUCAGUUACUUGAAGACAGGUAACACAAUCUUAACUUAAUCUCUCCCUAGAGGAGAAACUCAGACAAUGCCUUACUCUAAAAUACUUAGAACUAACCCCAUGCUAGAAACAAUUGCCAUUAAUCCGUUUGAAGUUCACCCCCCCCCCCAAAAAAAAAGAUUUGGAGUUUGUCUGUAGGUGGUUUUGUACCUCGCUUCACUGAUCGCCCGCAAUAAAUAGUCAAAGCACUUAAUUUGCAUGGGAUUUCGAGAUGUGCUUGAAGUGCUGCCUAGGUCCCUGGAGAAUCUGGUUUGGCCUCCUUGUGUAACAGUGUGUAGUAGUUGUAUAAUCCCUGCUUUUAUUGAAGGAGCCCUGGUCAUUUUUGAAUUUGCCCUCCGAAACCUGCUCUGUCUGUUAGGGUGUACGUGCACUUGGAUGUCUGCCUCGUGUACUUUAGAAGUUUCCCCAUUAUUUCUAAUUUUGAUUUUAAAACGCCUAGGCUAGAAAAUUCUUUCUAGCCUUUUGUUCUAUAGGGCAGUCCUAAAUCAGUUCCGUAACACUCAAUUUGAGAAUCGCUGUGCCUUGAACUAAGGUCGCUGCAAUGACCUUUUUGCUUGAGACCGUGUCUGUCGCAUUGUGGUAAGCCACCUUAUUUUAGCCAGGCUAGCUGAGCAUGCUCACAAAAUGGUGCGUGUUGGGAGCUUCCAGGUCACUGGUUGUGUGUUUUCCUUUGGUCUUGUCAAGCUCAUUGUGGCUUCCUUUCAUCUACCAUACCCAUGCUCUUCUGUUGCAUUUUGUUUUCCUCGUUUGAUAUCAAGGCCUGGCUCACUAACCUCUUAGCUCACAUUACUGUUUUUACAGCAUUAUGAGUCCUCCAGUUGUGCCAUUACUACACAUGGGCCAAAAAUGAAGAUGAUUCGGGAGGAGGAGGGAGGGCGAUAAUUUUGUAGUUGUCUACUGUACUAAGAAAAUGCUGUUAACAAUUUUUUUUGAAAGACGACUUGGAUUGAAGUUUUAAGGAAACAUGCAAGAACAUAAAAACAUAAUGCAGUCCCAGCAAACCAGGAAGCAAAUGGGAAUAUUGCAGUUAUAACAUAGGACAAAGAAAAUAAAAAAAAUUCUCUCAACAACAACCACAUGAAAGCCACCCAAGAGCACUUUUCCAGCACCCCUCUCUAGGUGUUUUGCAAAGCUGAUGAUUACUGUAGCCUGGGAAUCGCCAGCGUGGGUUUGUGCUUAUGUUACCUAAACCACUCCGUGGUAUCCAUAGAGACAGCUCCAAAGGGGAAGGGGUGGGCGCUAGGGAGAAGUGGGUAGACCUAGGAGGUUAAAAUACCUAUAGCCGGCCCUGAUUGUGUGUUGUUUUGAUAUGAUAAAUACAUUUAUAGGCAUUUUGCUGCUCUAGCUUUUGGAAAGUAAUACACUUGUCAGUUCAAAAUGGCUCAUUUCAUUGCAUGAGAAAAUAACAGGUUAAAUUGUCAAAAGUCCCCCCAAAAUGGGAGUUCAAGCAUUUGAAAUGAUGGCAAGACAAUUUUAACACAUCGACUGCAACUCUGAUCCUCUUGAGCCCAGUGUACCAGGAGAUAAUUAUUGGUUCUAUCUUAGUGUGUAAUUCUGCACCAACUUUCUAUAGCCAAAGUAUUUCUGCGAGUCUGGUUUUCCCAGACUUCAUCCCGUUUUGAGAAUUGUCUUGUGGCCCCAAUCAGCGGAGGCUUUCGCCAGUGGUGGAGGGGCAAGCAGCCACUGCCAGUUCUCCUCUUGAAGCCCCCAGCCACUUGCACUGUUCCAGAGGGUCUCUCGACCCUUCAGAACAGAUUUCUAAGGCUCAGUGGGGGCAGUCUGCAAAAAUAUUUCCAGCUCCACCCCUUUCAGCCAGCAAUAGCUUCUGCUGGAUUAGAGCCUGUGCCAUACAUUGGCCUCUCAAAUGAAUGCAUGAAUCUUACGAUCUUACGUUUGAUUAUCACUUCUUUCUAGAAAUAUAUCCAAAGUUUUCUGUGAAAACUCAGCAGUGAGGGUGACUGGCACUCCUCCAAGGAAAGGGAGUUCCACAGAUGGAGCACCACCACAGACAAGACCCUGUCCCAUGUCACAGUGCAACAAGCAGUGCUCAUUGGCAGGACUGCAAAAACAGCCUCCCCUGUAGAUCUUAAGGCCUGGGCCAACAGAUAGAGGGGCAGGUCCUUCCUGUAUUUGGGCACUAAGUUGUUCAGGGCUUUAUAAGUUGAUAUCAACACUCUGAAUUGAGCCAAAUUUGAGAAUAGGUGUAAUAUUAUUCCACCUAGAACUCUAGCUGAAGCUUCUAGACCAUUUUCAAUGGAAGUCCUACACACAUCCAGGCAUGAGGCUACCAAAGCAUGGGUCACUGUGGCAAGACGGUCCUGCUCCUGGAAUAGCUGGAUGCCGGUGGCGCUGUGGUCUAAACCACUGAGCCUCUUGGGCUUGCCAAUCAGAAGGUCGGCGGUUCGAAUCCCCACGAUGGAGUGAGCUCCCGUUGCUCUGUCCCAGCUCCUGCCAACCUAGCAGUUUGAAAGCACACCAGUGCAAGUAGAUAAAUAGGUACCUCUGCGACAGGAAGGUAAAAGGCAUUUCUGUGCACUCUGGUUUCCGUCAUGGUGUUCCGUUGCGCCAGAAGCGGUUUAGUCAUUCUGGCCGCAUGACCCGGAAAGUUGUCUGUGGACAAGCACCAGCUCCCUCGGCCUGAAAGCAAGAAGAGCACCGCAACCCCAUAGUCCCCUUUGAGUGGACUUAACCGUCCACGGGUCCUUUACUUUUACCUUUACCUCUUCCUGGAAUAGCUGGAGCAGGAAACAGCCACUUAUUGCCACCGAGGCCAGCUGAUCUUCCAGUGACACUAUUGGAUCCACAAGUACCUCCAAGCUACAUACCUGCUCCUUGGGAGGGAUCAUGAUUUUGUCCAGGCAGUUCAUCUCCACAUUUCCUGGACACAGGAACUACUCAUAAGUUCUUCCACCUUAUCAGUAUUCAGUCUCCGUUUACUCACCCUCGUUGAGCCCUUUACUGUCUCCAUGCAAUAAGUUUGAUUCAUCAAACGAUAAUUUGAAUUACAUCAAAUCGGGUUUUCCUGUAACUGAGCAGUGCUUUGAAAAGUUGGAACAAAAGCAUUGACUCCUAAGAUUUUACAAGAAAUAAUUGAGUUUGUGUAACUAGAUUGAAACUGACUCGUGUAAUAGAUUUCCAAAAGCAGGCUUAUCUGUGUGUCUUCUUUCUGGUGUUGCCACCGCAAAAUCAGUUACAUAUUUUUUUAUGCUCUUCGUAUUGCAGGCAUGUGACGCAAGCAGACCUCAAGAGCUCCACCUUUUGGCUUCGAGCGAGUUUUGGUGCUACAGUCUUUGCCGUUUUGGGCUUUGCCAUGUACAGAGCAUUACUAAAGCAGCGAUGAUCUGGAAGAAAAGCACGUUUCUCGCAGGGGAGGGGCCUACCAAAAGGGAAAGAAAAAGAAACUUUUAUGUACAUUCUAAAUCCGCUAGAAAUAUUUAUAUAUGCAAGUUACUUUAUUACUUGUAAUUCAUGGAUAAGAUUAUUUUAAAUGAUAGCUCUAAACUUGCAGUAUUGCGAUGGUUGUGGAAGAUGUUUUUGCAUUACAGUGGCUAACUGAAAAUGGCUACAUUUGUUAAGGCCCAAAGGGAAUUAUUGUAAAUAUAACUUGUAUAUAUUAAGGCAGCGAGCCGUAAUGUCCCCCAAAGUUAUUAUAAUUGGCAUUAAUAGAUGUUUCAAAUGGAGUGAGCGAGAGUGUAAUUAGAAUUUGUUUUAAGCAAUGUAGGUUCAAGUCCAGGAUCACCAUUCAUUUAUUUAUUUCACAGGUGUAUGACGUUCUCUCUUUGGGCUCACAGUGCUUGGGGGAGGGCUGAGUUCCCUCCUCUUUCAGUAACUGAACUUUACCCCACAGAUCUUCUUUCACAAGUGUUUCAUUCCCACUGCAGCUUUUAUUGGACUUGGAUUGAUUAUUUUUACAUCCUAGGUUAAGCAGCAAAAUGUGCCGCAGGUCAAGGAUUGGGGGGGGGAGAGGGGAGAGAAGGAGAGCUGUGCAUUCCCUCCGAUAGAAGAGCAGCAAGCAGCAGCCGUGUGUUUGUCAGAAUCUUGACUCUUGUGUGCCAUUCCGCAACUCUCUCGUUUCCCACUCUGUUGUGUUUUGCAGACUUUUCAGGGGGGCGGGGGCGGCAAUCAAUUUGUAUAUUACAACUGUUUAUAAUUCCAAAGUGUUUUGUUUCAUCCUCACUUCCGCAAGCCAUUCUCCCAAAAGCUGGGCGUAUGGGGUAGAGCCGAAAUAUUACACAGUGCUUUACUCUCUACUUGGUAGAUUAGUUGCAUGGUUUGCACUGCGUCCUAUACUUCGCUGGAAUUACCUGUAGGUGGCAUUUUUGAACAAAAAAGAAGGUCAGGAAACCUCAUAAGCGGAAAUUCCUCACUGUCAAACCUAUUCCCCCCCCCCCCAUCACUGGCCUUUUCAAGUAUUUCAAUAAAUAACUCUACUGUGCUGUGUUUUGAACGCU
Podarcis lilfordi (Lilford's wall lizard) is the source of this 52229-nucleotide messenger RNA. The record is from the annotation of a GenBank genome assembly. NCBI's taxonomy places the organism in Eukaryota, Metazoa, Chordata, Lepidosauria, Squamata, Lacertidae.